AUGAAACCUAAUCCUCCUUCUCCUUCACUUGCACCCCGGGGGCUUCGUUUGGCCUGCUCUCUCUCUGUAUGGCGCUCAGGUGUGCUCUUACAUGCUGAGACUCCAUGUCAUUACCGCUGUGAUCACAGUCAGGGUCUGGAGCAGGUAAGCGCUGAUUCUGGAAGCAUACAGGGAAGACUGCUCAUAUUGUAAGUACUACUACUGUCUGCGUUAUGAUAUGAGAAAGCUAGCUAGUGUAUUGUUGCACCGAUCUUAUGAUAUGGUCUGUAAUAAGCUUUGAAUGGAACAUACGUUUUGUUCUUGGAUCAUCACUUUUUAUCAGAUACUCUAUUGGGAAGUUGACUUGAGGCAAAUCUGGUGCAGUAGAUCACUUAUCAAAUAAAGGUCUCACAUAGGUCUCGUACUUUUUCCCCCCUGAGUAGUUGGCAGUUAUUUGGUUUGAAGUAAUUUUAGUGUGAUAUGUUUGAGAUGACAUCUUGUUUCACUGCCUCUUUGAUGACUUUUGUGGGAUAUUCAUUUGAUUCUGCAGCACAUUGUUGGAAGACGUCCCAACAAUAAGGAGAAGAUCAUUGCUUUUUCAUGCAAUUAGUGAUAACACGAUGCCAAGAAAAGAUGGUGUACAUACUUUGUUCUCUUCUCUCUUUUUCAGUAAGGUCUACAGUAUACUGUCCAUUAAAACCUACAUUAUUGCCAACUGUCUUUUAUAUAUGAUGUUUGAUAUGCAUUCAGGCAAUGUCAGCUACAGCAUGUUGGAUUGCUUGCUGUACAUUCAAUUCUAGCGACUGUUUUUCACCUGAGAUUUGAGUUACUGUAUGGAAUGGUUUCAUGAUUCAAGUCGAAGCAUAGCCUAGAGUAAAUCCCCAAACUAUCUCUUGAGGCCCAUACAUUCCCAAUAAAGUUCAUUCCUCCCUUGAGGGUGCACUUUUGCAGAGAACCGUGAUAUACGGCAUUGUACAUUCCAAUGUAGUCCCUUGGGCAUAUUAUUUUGCUGCCAUGCAUUUAAGUCUCCCAUUGUGAAUUGGCUAUAUGACCCACGAUGUGAGAAAAGUAGCCCAUACAAUUAGGGAGAUGGUCAAAUCAGUCACACCACCAAAGGCAUUGCAGCUUAGCUAAUAUCACAUCACCAGAAUGAUCUGAAUAUUUACUGAUGAAGCGAAUGGCUUCUGUGGUAUGUGUAAACUUUACUGUUGUAGGCACUUUGUAUUUACAACACAUUGCCUAAACAUGUGGUAGUUUAGGAUCUUAAUUUGAUCACGCUUUUGUUGUUGAGAAUUUUCCUGCACUGCAGCAAAUGCAGAUUAUUUAUAUAAAUUAACUGAAAACCCACACUAACACACAGUUAUAUUAACAGCAUUGCACUUUUCAUGUAGCCUACUUUUGUCCAGCUAAUAGCCAAACCACCGAUCAAGUAACAUUAUGGACUAAACGUUCAAGUCCUGUUGCUGCAGGAUUAUUUUGCUGUGACAGUAUACAGGUAACUAACUAAAUAAAGUAACCACCAACAUAAGUCCCCUGUAGAUCAGUUGGUAGAGCAUGGCGCUUGCAACGCCAGGGUUGUGGGUUCGUUUCCCACGGGGGGCCAGUAUGAAAAAUGUAUGCACUCACUAACUGUAAGUCGCUCUGGAUAAGAGCGUCUGCUAAAUGACUAAAAUGUAAAUGUGAAUAAAGUGUCUUAAUAGGACGUUGGGCCAGAACAGCUUCAAUGCAUCUUUGCAUCAAUUUUUACAAAUGUCUGGAACUCUACUGGAGGGAUGUGACACCAUUCUUCCACGAGAAAUUCCAUCAUUUGGUGUCUCCCAUAGGUGUUCAAUUGGGUUGAGAUCUGGUGACAGAAACAGCCAUAGCAUAUGGUUUACAUCAUUUUCAUGCUCAUCAAACCAUUCAGUGACCACUCGUGUCCUGUGGAUGGGGGCAUUGUCAUUGUAUGUGGGCAUAGCCAUGGUAGCCAAAAUAAUGACCUGCCCAGCAUGUCUGGACCUAUUUAUCAGCAUGUUGGUGAAACCUUGAUUUUACCUGUGAUAAUGUGAAUACCCUCACCUAAUUGUACUGGUAGAAAGGUCCUGGACAUCAACUCUCCACUCUACACUCUGUUUGUUUGAACUCUGUUCAAUGCAGCAAUUUUUUUCGGCUAAUGUGUUGUUCACUGUCUGACCUAUGACCAAGACCUGACUAAUUAAUUUUUACAGACCCUCUCCCUCCCUUCCCCAUUGACAGUGAUAGACACUUUGGUCUGGUUCACUGGACCCUUAUUCAUUCUUGGACUAAAAAGCACCUCCAAUAGAGCAUCUCUGUUGAGUCUGCUUCUUUGUCAAGGAAUAGGCUUAAUCUGGGUCCAUUGAACUGAAAACAUGGUGACUCGGUCUUCAAAAUCAAAUCAACGUUUAUUGGUUGCAUACACAGAUUUGCGGAUGUUAUCGCAGGUGCAGCAAAAUGCUUAUGUUUCUAGCUCCAACAGUGUAUAUCUAGCAAAUAUAUUGUGUUUUCACACUCUGGGUUGUUUUCUACCACCCAAAUAGGUCUGGCAGCCAACAACCUGCAGAAUGGUUUCUCUGUUCCUGCUCAUGUGUAAGUCACACUCACCUUCCUUUGGCACUAUUUGAAUUGAUGACAGGCAAAUCACAUGUAGCAGAAAAAGGAAAAACACAGAUCUUCACAGCUAUUUGUUUCAACAGGGGCAGGAUUCAAUUGUCUUGUUUUUGGCAGGAAGAAUCUCUUUGACAUUAUAGUCCAUGAAUCCUCUCUCCACAGGCGUGUGAUCACUUGCUGCACACUGAUGGAGAAUAUUUCCACUUGUUGGCACUUGCUUUCUCUAGCGGAAUACAUUUUUAUUUGCAUAUUUUCCCUAAUAUUCAUAAUGGUAGAUAUCAUUUUAGUCAUGUAUGGACAACUUUACUAUUGUUAAGUAGAAGUUUUGAGUGUUAUAAAAAGUGACUUUGGUCAUCUUAGAAAUUGUAUUAUUUUUGGUUUUAUUCGGUUUUAUUUCUGUUUAAUAAAAUACUUAUUUUCGUAAAGGCCCCAUCAAAGAUGACAUGUCUUUAAAACAAUUUGUAAUUUACUUAAAAUGUUUACUUAGAAAGGGAAAAGAAGCACAACAUCUGGCUUGUUGAUGAUUACAGUGUCUGCAUAUAAUCAAAAGCACCAAAGUGUUUAAUAAUGACCUAUAAUCUUUACAUAAUGACAGCUUACACAUACUGUAAGUAUAGUCAAUGCAUGUAUCCUUUUUUCACUAUACUGUUUGUGAGCAUAGGGUUUAAAUCCUUCCAAAACAAAUAGUACUGAAGCACAAUACUCAUAAUAUUAUCUUCCAUGAUCUAGCUAUUAUAGUGCAGCCUUGACAUCAUACUUUUUCAUUCUAAAUCCUGUAUUACAUUUAGUGUUAAUCUAUAAUAUAUAAACAAACACUAAACAGGUUAAAGCAAAAGAAAAGGAUAAGAAUAUGUUUUCUUUCUUGACCCCUCUGACUGUUCAGUUUCUCUGUUCCAGUGCUGGUGCCUGGGGCCCUCCUCCAGGAAGACUGUGAUGUGAACUCUUGCCACCCCCAGCUGGGGGACCUGAUGGUAGGCCGCGCUGCCCAGCUCUCAGCCUCCUCCACCUGUGGACGGAACAGGCCCCAUAACUACUGCAUCCUCGGAUACCUGGAGGUCAGGACUUAAAUCUUGAUAGGGGGGCUCUGUGGUGCACUGAUCCUAUAUACAAACUAGAGAUGUGGUGUUGAAGGCAGUGUUGUCUGCAUAUGUUCAUCUGUCUCUGUACACAGUACUAAUGUCAAAACAGAUAUGUUCCACAAGCACAGACAGACAGUGUCAGGGCGACGUGUAUGCUGUGAGCAAAGUCAAGCGCAGGACACCGAGCUACUGGCAGACAAACUUUACUUGCACAGUAAAUCAAAUACAAACAAGACCAAGAUCGUCGUGUUCCCCUGGGAGGGGGGAAGGUCCGUGACAAAAUCCACCGAUAGGUGAGACCACGGCCGUUGUGGAACGGGUAGGGGUUGUAACUUCCCUCUGGGCAGGUGUCUAGGCGCCUUACACUGGGCGCACACCGAGCAGGAGGAAACAUAAACCCUCACGUCCUUAGCUAAAGUGGGCCACCAGUACUUCCCACUAAGGCAGUGCACUGUCCGACCAAUACGAGGAUGACCAGAGGAGGGUGACAUGUGAGCCCAAUAUAUCAAUCGAUCGCGAAUCUCGAGCGGCACGUACUUCCGACCCUCUGGACACUGUGGGGGAGUAGGAUCGGUACGUAACGCCCGCUCGAUGUCCGCAUCAACCUCCCACACCACUGGUGCCACCAGACAAGACUCCGGGAGUAUGGGAGUGGGCUCAAUGGACCUCUCCUCUGUGUCAUAUAGUCGGGACAGGGCGUCUGCCUUAGCGUUCUGUGACCCUGGUCUAUAGGUGAGCUUAAAUACAAAUCGGGAGAAAAACAUAGCCCACCUUGCCUGGCGAGGGUUCAGCCUCCUCGCUGCCCGGAUGUACUCCAGGUUACGAUGGUCAGUCAGAAUGAGAAAAGGGUGUUUAGCCCCCUCAAGCCAAUGCCUCCACACCUUCAGGGCUUGAACCACAGCUAACAGCUCCCUGUCCCCCACGUCAUAAUUGCGCUCCGCCGGACUGAGCUUCUUAGAAUAGAAAGCACAGGGGCGGAGUGAUGGUGGCGUACCCGAGCGCUGAGACAGCACAGCGCCGAUCCCAGCCUCGGACGCAUCUACCUCAACUUGGAAUGCCAACGAGGGAUCCGGAUGUGCCAGCACCGGAGCCGAGGUAAACAGGUCCUUCAGAUGUCUAAACGCCCUGUCCGCCUCAGCCGACCACUGCAGACGCACCGGACCCCCCUUUAGCAGGGAGGUAAUGGGAGCUGCUACCUGUCCAAAGCCCCGGAUAAACCUCCGGUAGUAAUUGGCAAAAACCCAAGAACCGCUGCACUUCCUUCACCGUGGUGGGAGUCUGUCAAUUACGCAUGGCAGAAACGCGGUCAAUCUCCAUCUCCACCCCUGACGCGGACAACCGAUGUCCCAGGAAGGAGAUGGACUCCUGGAAGAAAAUACAUUUCUCCGCCUUCGCAUACAGGUCAUGCUCUAACAGUCUACCAAGCACUCGACGCACCAGGGACACAUGCUCGGCUCGUGUAGCGAAGUAUAUUAGAAUGUCAUCAAUAUACACCACUACACCCUGUCCAUGCAAGUCCCGGAAAAUCUCGUCCACAAAUGAUUGGAAGACUGAAGGAGCAUUCAUUAAACCGUAUGGCAUGACGAGGUACUCAUAGUGACCCGAGGUGGUACUGAAUGCUGUCUUCCACUCAUCUCCCUCCCUAAUGCGCACCAGGUUGUAAUGCGCACCUGAGAUCCAAUUUUGUGAAGAAUCGCGCCCCGUGUAAUGACUCCGUCAUACUAGCAAUCAGAGGGAGAGGAUAGCUGUAUUUGAUUGUGAUCUGAUUGAGACCACGGUAAUCAAUACACGGGCGUAAAUCCCCAUCCUUCUUCUUCACAAAAAAGAAACUUGAGGACGCAGGGGAAGUGGACGGCCGUAUGUAUCCCUGUCUCAGAGAUUCUGUGACGUAUGUCUCCAUAGCCGACGUCUCCUCCUGAGACAGAGGAUACACAUGACUACGCGGAAGCGCAGCACCUAUUUGGAGGGCUAUCGCACAAUCCCCCUGUCGAUGAGGUAUUUUAAAGAAGGCGAGUGCCAAAUCGCCAUACUCAGGUGGAAUGUGCAUGGUGGGAACUUGGUUUGCGCUUUCCACCGUCGUUGCCCCUACGGAAACACCUACACACCGCCCAAAACACUGAUCAGACCAUCCCUUGAGAGCCCUCUGUUGCCAUGAAAUGUUGGGGUCAUGAGAUGUUAACCAGGGAAGCCCCAACACCACGGGAAACGCAGGAGAAUCGAUCAAAUACAAACGUAGUAUCUCCUCAUGGCCCUCCUGCGUGUUCAUCCUGAGAGGCGCUGUGACUUCCCUAAUCAAUCCUGACCCCAAAGAUCGGCUAUCUAGGGCAUGGAUGGGGAAGGGCACAUCAACAGGUACAAUAGGAAUCCCUAACUUAUAGGUGAAUUGGCGAUCGAUAAAAUUCCCAGCUGCUCCUGAAUCUACUAGUGCCUUAUGCUGGGAGUGAGGAGAAACCUCGGGAAACACAACUUUAAUACACAUACUGUAUGCGCAACAGAGAGCUCUGGGUGAGUUGGGUGCCUACUCACCUGGAAUGACUCAUCAGUGCGCUGCCUACUGCCUCGAUUCCUAGGAGACCAUCCCCAGCACCGACCAGCAGUGUGUCCUCUGCGGCCACAGUUGGUGCAGGGGACGGCCUCCCUCCUGGUCUCCCUAGCACCAGUACCUCCGAGCUCCAUAGGGGUCGGUUGGAAGUGCUGGGGGAUGGAAUGGACGGCCCUGAAUCCGGACGUCCGCGGGUAGCCAACAUGUCCACCAGUUGGUCGAAGCUGAGGUUGGUGUCCCUGCAGGCCAAUUCCCGACGCACGUCCUCCCUCAGGCUACAUCUGUAGUGGUCGAUGAGGGCCCUCUCAUUCCAUCCCGCGUUGGCAGCCAGUGUCCGGAAGUCCAGCGCGAACUCCUGUGCUCUCCUCCUCCCCUGUCCAAGGUGGAAUAGACGCUCACCCGCCGCUUUACCCUCGGGUGGAUGAUCGAAUACUGCCCUGAAGCGGCGGGUGAACUCCGCAUAGUUGACAGUAGCGGCGUCUAUUCCCGCCCACUCGGCGUUGGCCCACUCCAGUGCCUUGCCGGACAGACAGGAGAUGAGGGCGGACACGCUCUCGUAUCCCGAGGGCACCGGGUGGAUGGUUUCUAGGUAGAGUUCAACCUGGAGCAGGAAACCCUGACACCCGGCCGCUGUGCCAUCAUAAGCCCUCGGGAGCGAGAGCCGAAUCCCACUGGACCCCGGAGGUGAAACGAUGGGCAUCGCCGAUGGUGGUGGUAUCAUUGGAGGAGGCGUAGGCAGACCCCCUCUUUCCCAUCGCUCAAUAGUGCUCACCACCCGUUCCAUGGCGGUGCCGAGAGCCAGGAUCAUGGCCGCUUGGUGUUCGACGCGUUCCUCCAUUGAUCCAGCUGGCACCGCCGCUCCUGCUGACUCCAUGAGUGGUGUGUGAUUCUGUCAGGGCGACGUGUAUGCUGUGAGCGAAGUCAAGCGCAGGACACCGAGCUACUGGCAGACGAACUUUACUUGCACAGUAAAUCAAAUACAAACAAAACCUCCAAACAGAGAGGAACAGCAUACACCCGAACACUGCCGACCUCACGGAAAACAAUCACACACAAUAACUAUUGAGAGACAGGGGGUUAUAAAGGGAAUACAAUGUAACAUAAUGGGAAACAGGUGAAAACAAUCAGGACAAACUAGACAAACACCGAAACAUAGAUCGGUGGCAGCUAGUACUCCAGGGACGACGAACGACGAAGCCUGCCCGAGCCAGGAGGAGGGGCAGCCUCGGCUGAUUCCGUGACAGACAGAUUGACACAUGCAUGCAUGUACUUUAGCUGUGAUCCCACGCAAAAAGACAUCAGGCUUGCCAGUACCAGGGUUGAGGAGUAAUUGAUUACAUGUAAUCUGAUUAUAAAGAACUAACUUUCAUCAGUUACUUUACCAGCAAACAUAUUGCAAUCAGAUUACAGAUACUUUAGAAAACUAGAUUACUUAUUUCAUUACUUUUAAAUUCUAAAAGGAUGUUUGCGAUAAAAAAUAAAUACAUUAUGACACCUUUGUUUUCUCAAUGACAUUUAGUUCAGCAUUGAAAAAGUUUGCAAGUUUACGUUUAUUUCACCUGAGCGAGUUUGACCACAAGUCAGCGACCACUAUGAUGACACACCAAAUGCGUUUGAUGUAUCCUUUUCGUCUUCUUAAGGGCAAAGUAAUCCAAAAGUAACUACGAUUUUUUUAAAUUAGAAAUGUAAACGUAACUGAUUACAUUUAGAAACCUGGUCAGUAUUAUCUACAGAAUUUCAACAGGUUUUAAGCCAGAUGUUGAAGGUUGGAAUAGGAUAUAAAGCGUUGUUUUAGAACAACUCUCUCCAUUUGAUUGACAGCUCUGUGGCUCGCCCUUAAGAUGCUUCAUACUGCAGACGUGUCUUGAUCUGCCACAUUUAUAGGCCAUUACCUGUCUUUUCACUGAACACGCUCUGGGACUAAUUUUUGUGCUCUCGCUAUGAUGAUUGCUUGCAUAGUGCUCUUGCUUCCCCUUCAUUCCCCUUCACUUUUCCAUCUAACACACCUUAUUUCUAUAUGUUUCACUCUCUGCCUUUCUCCCUCUCACAGCUCUUCCCCCUGUUCUCCCCUGACAGGUGAUAGGUAUGUGGGGUGUGUGCCACUUUUGCAUUUCUUUUUCUAGUUCAUUUUGGUUCUUUAUUUUAUUCAAUUUCUUAUUUGUUAGUCAGAACAGAUGCAUGGCAAAUGUUGUUCUCUAACCACCGAUUGACAGUUGUAAAUAGCAGUACAGUCUUAAGAUGCCCUCUGGUUCAUACCUUGUCUGACUGAGUUGAUUUAAUGGGAUUAUUCCAGUGUUGGUGAAUGCAUGUCCUCACACGCCUACCAUCGCAUGGAAGUUCCAUACACUUUUGUAUGAUUUAUGGCCUUAUGACUUUAUAAGUUACGUUUUGUUCGUAAAAUACUGCCUCAUUGUUUUGGGGCAGUUGAGAACUAAUUGUAGGACAAAAAGUGUAACUUAAUCGCUCACUCAGUUAUUAGAGUUGUUGCCAUGGCAAACCAAUGAGUUGUGUAAAACCACUGUUUCAUUUCUAGCAACAAAAUGGAAAAUGUCCCUUUUUGUCUCUCUCAGGAUGAGCAGAAGUGUUUCAGCUGUGAUUCCAGGCAGCCCUACAACCUCUACAACAACCAAGACAGCCACCAGAUUGAGAACGUCAUCACCAACUUUGGCCCUGAGCGCAAAAUGAAGUGGUGGCAGUCUGAGAACGGUGGGUCUCAUUCCAGAUGUUGUCUGUAUGAUAGCCAGGCCUAGGUCAAAAACAUAAUGUUACUUACGUGAAAGUAUUUGAGAUUAGCUUUAGCUUGAGUACCGACAGGGCUAACUAAAUCACUUGAAAGUAUUUGACGCAUGUAUUUGAACUCAGUCUGAUCAUAUCAAGAGGUGAGCAAGAAUGUUCCAACACCUUUUGAAUGGCUAGGCUAGAGCCUACUGUACAAUGACAGCUCAUGGAAAAUCCCUUUUAGGGACUUUUGGACUCCAUCUGAUACAAAAGACCUUGGCCUUGGCACCAGUAAAUCUUUUCUCACAACAUUCACUGAUACCACUAUACAUCCAUAAAUGUAGGGGUUCAUCAAGUCAGUAUCCGGCUGGAUCUGGAGACUCUUUUCCAGUUCAGCCAUCUGGUCCUCACUUUCAAGGUAUCUAACACCCCUUGUCUAAGACCUCUGACAGCCAAACCAUAACACAGUGUUCUUAACAAUUUUCGCUCUGUCUGCACUGAGACUUCCUGUGGAGUGAUAAUAUUUCCUUUUCUUGGCCUUGAAGAGUUUCCGUCCUGCCGCCAUGUUGGUGGAGAGGUCCAAAGACUACGGGCACAGUUGGAAGGUGUUCCGCUACUUUUCAGAGGACUGUGCCUCCCACUUCCCUUGGGUCUCGCAAGGGCCGGCUGACAGCAUCGAUGAUGUCAUCUGUGACAGCAGAUACUCAGCCUCAGAGCCAUCUACUGACGGAGAGGUGAAAUACACAUACAUACACACACGUUUACAUUUUGGUCAUUUAGCAGACACUUAUCUAGAGUGACUUACACACCGAUGUAACACGCAAUAACCAAACAUAUGGCACGUAUCUAUGAUUACAUUACAGGUGGUGUUGAAGGCUCUAGAUCCAAGUUUUGACAUAGAGAACCCAUAUGCUCCCCAUAUUCAAGGUUAGACACAGCUCCUAUACUUUUCAUUGCAUUAUUACCAUUGGUGGAACAAUGUAGAAUUAUAUGUAUAUAAAAAAAACACUUUCACCCAUUUGAUAUGUUCUCCCCUUCAGAGCAGAUCACCUUGACCAACCUGCGGGUCAACUUCACCCAUUUGUUCACCCUGGGUGACACCCUACUGGCGCGGAAGAAGAGGAACCCUCAGGAGAAGUACUACUAUGCCCUGUACGAAAUGGUGGUGCGCGGCAGCUGCUUCUGCAAUGGCCAUGCCAGCAUGUGUAUGCCCGUGGAUGGCACCCGAGGAGAUGUCUUAAAUGAGCGUGGCAUGGUGAGGAUGGUGAAGAAGGGACUAUAGCAGUUGUACUGUAUCCAUAAUGGCCACAUUGAAUCCUGAACGGUUUUCUUUUGGGUUCUUCAAGUAUUGUUUACCUCCGUAUAUCUUUGUGUAUCUCUGAUCUUGUUCUCUUAGAUUCACGGGCGCUGUGUAUGCCAACACAACACUGUGGGCACAAACUGUGAGAGAUGCCAGGACUUUUACAAUGAUGUCCCCUGGAGGCCGGCCGGCCAAACUGACCCACAUGUCUGCAGAAGUAAUGCACUUUAAUGGGCUAUUUACUAUUUGACUGGUGUUUAUGCAUGAACUGGGAUUCAAACCUGAAAUGCCUAACAUGCUAUGAGCUAAAGCCUCGAACACCCCUCCAAGCCAUCAUUGAUGGAAUCAUACUUAUGUGGAAAAUGGGAUAAUUCAGAGUGUAUUACAUUGUAUAAGUAUUAUGAUGGUGUUUGUUUCUUCACUUAGGGUGUAACUGUCACGGUCAUUCGGAGACGUGUCACUUCGACAUAGACCAGUACCAGGCCAGUGGGGGGGUCAGCGGGGGUGUGUGUGACAACUGCCGACACGACCGCAUGGGUCCCCAGUGUGAACGCUGCCGACCCUAUCUCUACCAGGACCCCCAGCUCUCCAUGGAAGACCCUCGGGGAUGUAUCCGUAAGUCAGCUUCUAGCAGGUUUAUAUCUAGAUUGGGCUUUUGGUCCAGGCAAAUAAUCUGGCAAUGAUUUAUAUGAAGUUGUCCCUGUAGGUCUUGUACUACUCCCAUGAAGUGAAGUCAAUAGACGCUUUGCAUUGAUGUCACGGUAUAUGAAGCUGUGCAUCGAUGUCAUUCAAUCUCUUUCCAUCCUGUUCUAACGGUGGAUCUCAUUGGCUCCCUCUGCUCCAGCGUGUGACUGUGAUCCGACGGGGUCCCUGGAUAACGGCCUGUGUGACCCCGUGUCGGGCCGCUGCGUGUGUAAGGAGAACGUGGCAGGGGACAGGUGUGAUCGCUGUAAAUUUGGCUUCUACGGGUUCAGCCAGGCGGACCCCACUGGCUGCCAGAGUAAGAAUCUUUACCAAGAGCCAGAUCUGCUGGACUCAUUCUAUAUCUAUGGUGGCCUCCCUGUGGUUCAUCCCUCUCUCUGAUUGGUCCUCUGUGUUUAGGGUGCAGGUGUAACUUCCUGGGUAGUGUCCUGACCCCCUACCCAUGUGACCAGUUGACAGGCCAGUGUGUAUGUCAGCGCCUCGCCACGGGACCCCUGUGUGACCAAUGUCUGGUAGGACCAUGUGUCCAUGACAACCAGUGUUGUAGUGAUGGAGUUGAUUCUUUCUGUCACAUUUAUUGUGAUUUAGCUCUUACCAUAAACUUAAUGCCACCAACGUCCUGAUUGAUCUCUCUCCCUCUCUCUCUCUCUCUCUCUUUCUCUUUCUCUCCAUCUCACUCUUGCUGUCUCGCUCUCUAGCCAGGUUACUGGGGUCUGGGGAACACUGUACACACCUGCUCACCUUGUGACUGUGACCAUGGAGGAGCCUACAGCAGCACGUGUGUAAAACAGCAUUGUACAGUACAUAAUGACUUCUUAAAGUAACUGUCCAGUGAAAAUCUCACUAUUUCACUCAUAUUUUAAUUAAUUAUAAGUCAUAUUUCAUAGAAAUCUGGACAGUUACUUCAUUUUUUUAUAUUUUUAAGUCUUUGUAUAUUGGAUAGAGGUGAAAGAUGGAGAAGAGUGUGCUGAAAUAGCAGUGGGCCAGAUUCAAACCCAUGCUGCAGUGGUACAUGUGCACUGGAGGCAGCUGCCUAGACUGCUAGACCACCCUAGGCCACACUAGACCUUUACUUCACGUAACUGACGUAACACCUGGGGUUUAUUCAGUGAGGUGAAACGCUCAUCAUCAAUCACAUCUGUUCUACUCAAUACAUUUCUAUGUAAACAUUCUGAACGUUUCACCUCUGAAACAGAAUACACCCCGGGCUAAGCGUGUUCUGACUUGCCCACUUGUCCAACCUGAUUGGCUGUAUCUCCCUGUCUGUCAUGUCCACAGGUGCUCCUCAGUGGACGGCCAGUGUCAGUGCCUGCCCAACAUGGUGGGCCGGAGCUGUGGUGAUCCUGCUCCUGGACAUUUCCUUGCUGCUCUGGACUACUACCUGUACGAGGCAGAGAACGCUGCCCCACUGGAGGGAAAAAACUCCUCCUCUCUGGUGAGGCCUGAGUAUGACCUUUGACCUCCAGCAUUGUGGCAAAUGGCUGUGGAUGGAAAGCUUCAGUGUCAAACUUUUGAUAUUGGAUUUUGUCAGCAAUUCAAAAACCCUAAGUUGGUGUCUGUGUGUGUUCCUCUCCCAGUUUAAACCCACAGACAUGCCUGUGUGUGAGGAAUACUACAGACAGCAGGGCUAUGACCUCAAAUAUCAAAAUGGCCGCUUGGUCCUGACCAGGAGAAGCAAGAGACGAGCCAGGAGGAGAAGACAGGGACAGGUACUAGCAAUGGCUCAAUACCUUACUUACACAGUACUAGUGUAGUACUAAUUAGCAACUCACACUGGGUUUCUUUCCAUCAGAGGUCCAUUCGCCUGGACCCAGGCUCAGCGCUCCAGAUUGUGCCCCGGGAGAGGACCCCAGAUGUACCAAUCACUUGGACCGGCCCAGGAUUCGUGCGGGUCCUGGAUGGUGCGGGGCUUAGGUUCACUGUGGACAACCUCCCAGCAACCCUUGACUACCAUCUAGUCAUCCGCUAUGAACCAGAGGUGAGGGCAACCAUAGCAACUAAAAACAUGUGAAACCAUGGAAACACGCUGUAAGUGUUGAUGUGUGUGCAUGUGAAAUAGUUUCUGUGUGAAUUUGAGCUUAUAUUUAUUGUGCCCUCAAAGUUGGACACUGUGCUUACUUUGGUCUCUGAAGUCGCCAGAUGACUGGAUGGCCUCUGUGAGCAUUGUUCCAUUAUUGGCUGGUGAUGGAGGAUGUCCCACUAACCCGACAGGGGAGAAAACACUCACCAUACCUGGGGCUGCCAGGUAAAAGGCAACUGCACUCAUUAUCAUAAUAUAUCAUCAAUAUCAACCUAAGGUCACACCCGAGGUGAAUUGUACAGUAUUUACCUGCAUACUCCUAAGUCUGAUAACAUUAUGAUCGUGUGUUUGUCCCCAGGGUUGCCAUUUUGGAUACGCCUGUGUGUCUGAACGCAGGAGGAAGAUAUUAUGUGGACAUCACUUUUAGGAAGCAGCCCAACUCUAACCCUCAGUCCAGCUCACAUACCCUCAUCGACUCAGUGGGAAUACCAUCACAUUAUCAUUUGUAUCAUAAUAUUGUCUGUCAUGGGAGAUGUAGUCUUCUGAGGUACCCUGUUAAACCCAUGCACUUCCUGUUUCUAGAUGGGUCUGAUCCCUAAGAUGGAGUCUGUGCAGGACUUCUGUUCGCAGAGUGAGCUGGACUCGUUCAGAAGAUUCCGCUGUGUUGAGUUGGCUGCUGAGCAGGAGAUCCUGCCUGAUGUGUGUAAGGGCCUCAUCGGAAGCCUGUCGGCCCGCAUACACAACGGAGCCAUGCGUGAGUAAACCAUGGCCUAGCCUAAACAAUAUCUCAACGUUAUCACAGUGUACACUGUAGGUAUAUACUCAUUCUGGCAACCGUUCAGAAAUCGGCACUUAUUUUCAGCUAGCUCUGAGCCCUGAGCGAAGGUAUGAGACUUCGAAAAAAGCCAAAGUGGGUGUGUAAUGCCAUUACCGGUGUCUCCAGUUUGCAGGUGUAACAUCCAGGGUUCUCAUGGCCCCUCCUGCAGUAAAUUCGGAGGGCUCUGUGAGUGCAAGGCCAAUGUGGUUGGCCGCUGCUGUGACUCCUGCGCCCCCAUGAACUUCGGCUUCGGACCCAACGGCUGUGCACGUAUGUCACCAUGACAACAGCUUUCUAUGGUUACAUUCUAUGGUUACAUACCAUAAUAUAUAUACACUACUGGUCAAAAGUUUUAGAACACCUACUCAUUCAAGGGUUUUUCUUGAUUUUUUACUAUUUUCUACAUUGUAGAAUAAUAGUGAAGACAUCAACACUAUGAAAUAACACAUAUGGAAUCAUGUAGUAACCAAAAAAGUUAACACUUUGAAAGUUUUUUCAAGUGCAGUCGCAAAAAACCAUCAAGCGCUAUGAUGAAACUGGCUCUCAUGAGGACCGCCACAGGAAUGGAAGACCCAGAGUUACCUCUGCUGCAGAGGAUAAGUUCAUUAGAGUUACCAGCCUCAGAAAAUGCAGCCCAAAUAAAUGCUUCACAGAGUUCAAGUAACAGACACAUCUCAACAUCAACUGUUCAGAAGAGACUGUGUGAAUCAGGCCUUCAUGGUCAAAUUGCUGCAAAGAAACCACUACUAAAGGACACCAAUAAAAGGAAGAGACUUGCUUGGGCCAAGAAACACGAGCAAUGGACAUUAGAGUCUGUGUCUUUGUGAGACGCAGUGUGGGUGAACGGAUGAUCUCUGCAUGUGUGGUUCCCACCGUGAAGCAUGGAGGAGGAGGUGUGAUGGUGUGGGGGUGCUUUGCUGGUGACACUGUCAGUGAUUUAUUUAGAAUUCAAGGCACACUUAACCAGCAUGGCUACCACAGCAUUCUGCAGCGAUACGCCAUCCCAUCUGGUUUGGGCUUAGUGGGACUAUCAUUUGUAUUUCAACAGGACAAUGACCCAACACACCUCCAGGCUGUGUAAGGGCUAUUUUACCAAGAAGGAGAGUGAUGGAGUGCUGCAUCAGAUGACCUCCACAAUCCCCCGACCUCAACUAAAUUGAGAUGGUUUGGGAUUAGACGGACCGCAGAGUGAAGGAAAAGCAGCCAACAAGUGCUCAGCAUAUGUGGGAACUCCUUCAAGACUGUUGGAAAAGCAUUCCAGGUGAAGCUGGUUGAGAAAAUGCCAAGAGUGUGCAAAGCUGUCAUCAAGGCAAGGGGUGGCUAUUUGAAGAAUCUCAAAUCUCAUAUAUAUUUUGGUUAUUACAUGAUUCCAUACAGUGAGGGAAAAAAAGUAUUUGAUCCCCUGCUGAUUUUGUACGUUUGCCCACUGACAAAGACAUGAUCAGUCUAUAAUUUUAAUGCUAGGUUUAUUUGAACAGUGAGAGACAGAAUAACAACAAAAAAAUCCAGAAAAAUGCAUGUCAAAAAUGUUAUAAAUUGAUUUGCAUUUUAAUGAGGGAAUUAAGUAUUUGACCCCUCUGCAAAACAUGACUUAGUACUUGGUGGCAAAACCCUUGUUGGCAAUCACAGAGGUCAGACUUUUCUUGUAGUUGGCCACCAGGUUUGCACACAUCUCAGGAGGGAUUUUGUCCCACUCCUCUUUGCAGAUCUUCUCCAAGUCAUUAAGGUUUUGAGGCUGACGUUUGGCAACUCAAACCUUCUGCUCCCUCCACAGAUUUUCUAUGGGAUUAAGGUCUGGAGACUGGCUAGACCACUCCAGGACCUUAAUGUGCUUCUUCUUGAGCCACUCCUUUGUUGCCUUGGCCGUGUGAUUUGGGUCAUUGUCAUGCUGGAAUACCCAUCCACGACCCAUUUUCAAUGCCCUGGCUGAGGGAAGGAGGUUCUCACCCAAGAUUUGACGGUACAUGGCCCCGUCCAUCGUCCCUUUGAUGCGGUGAAGUUGUCCUGUCCCCUUAGCAGAAAAACACCCCCAAAGCAUAAUGUUUCCACCUCCAUGUUUGACGGUGGGGAUGGUGUUCUUGGGGUCAUAGGCAGCAUUCCUCCUCCUCCAAACACGGCGAGUUGAGUUGAUGCCAAAGAGCUCGAUUUUGGUCUCAUCUGACCACAACACUUUCACCCAGUUCUCCUCUGAAUCAUUCAGAUGUUCACUGGCAAACUUAAGACGGCCCUGUAUAUGUGCUUUCUUGAGCAGGGGGAUCUUGCGGGCGCUGCAGGAUUUCAGUCCUUCACGGCGUAGUGUGUUACCAAUUGUUUUCUUGGUGACUAUGGUCCCAGCUGCCUUGAGAUCAUUGACAAGAUCCUUCCGUGUAGUUCUGGGCUGAUUCCUCACCGUUCUCAUGAUCAUUGCAACUCCACGAGGUGAGAUCUUGCAUGGAGCCCCAGGCCGAGGGAGAUUGACAGUUCUUUUGUGUUUCUUCCAUUUGCGAAUAAUCGCACCAACUGUUGUCACCUUCUCACCAAGCUGCUUGGCGAUGGUCUUGUAGCCCAUUCCAGCCUUGUGUAGGUUUACAAUCUUGUCCCUGACAUCCUUGGAGAGCUCUUUGGUCUUGGCCAUGGUGGAGAGUUUGGAAUCUGACUGAUUGAUUGCUUCUGUGGACAGGUGUCUUUUAUACAGGUAACAAGAUGAGAUUAGGAGCACUCCCUUUAAGAGUGUGCUCCUAAUCUCAGCUAGUUACCUGUAUAAAAGACACCUGGGAGCCAGAAAUCUUUUUGAUUGAGAGGGGGUCAAAUACUUACUUCCCUCAUUAAAAUGCAAAUCAAUUUAUACAAAAUUUUACAUGCGUUUUUCUGGAUUUCUUUGUUGUUAUUCUGUCUCUCACUGUUCAAAUAAACCUACCAUUAAAAUGAUAGACCGAUCAUUUCUUUGUCAGUGGGCAAACGUACAAAAUCAGCAGGGGAUCAAAUACUUUUUUCCCUCACUGUAUGUUAUAUUUUAUAGUUUUGAUGUCUUCACUAUUAUUCUACAAUGUAGAAAAUAGUAAAAAUAAAGAAAAACCCUUGAAUGAGGAGGUGUUCUAAAACUUUUGACCCAUAGUGUAUGUGUUUGAAAAGAUGCUGUGAGGUCUUUGUUGUGUUCUAAUUGUGACUAAACCUUUUCCUGAAUAAGAGAAGAUAUUCUCUCUUUCUCGUUCUCUUGUCUCUCGCGAUCGCUCUCUCUCCCUCCCCCUCCAACCUCCCCUCCUCCAGCGUGUGAGUGUGACCCUCGCGGUGCGGUGGCGGAGCUGUGUGACCAGGUCAGAGGUCAGUGUCCGUGUCGUAUGGAGGUGGGUGGGCGACGCUGUGACCGUUGCCUGCCGGGGUACUACAGCUUCCCCCUGUGUCGGCCCUGUGACUGCAACGGCCUGGCUGAACUGUGUGACCAGGACACUGGAGCCUGCCUGGACUGCAGGGAGCACUCCACCGGAUACAGAUGUGAGAGGUGAAGGUUCUUUCAUUCAUUUAUUUAUUCAUUCAUUCAUUUAAACGUUUUUAUUCACAUUUCCAUAUUAUAAUCAACCCAUAUCUAUAGCCUGGUUCCAUAUCUGUGUGUGCCAACUCCUCUGACUAUCAUUCUUUCUACAGUCACAGAUCUGCCAGUGUACAGUACACACAGUGUCAGUCAGACUGAAUAAUGAAUGUUGUGUGUUUGGUUGCUCCAGGUGUGUGGAGGGUUACUUUGGUGACCCAGUCUCCAGGGAGCCCUGUGAGCCUUGUCUGUGUCCUGACACUCAGUCCAGUGGACGGUUCUUCGCCAGCACCUGCAACAAGGACCCAGAGUCUGGUAGCCUGACCUGUGACUGCCUGACUGGACACACAGGUGUGUUUGUGUGUUUAUGUAGGUGCAUGUGCACUCUUUUCAACAUUUGAUGAAGCUACUGGCUAGUUUGACUGCUCAAUACUGACCUUUGAACCACGUUUCUCUCCCCGCCCAUAUUCCAUUCAGGUCUCUUCUGUGAUGCCUGCUCUGCUGGUUUCUACAGUGGCCUGACCAAGCCGGGUGGCGGCUGCGUGGAGUGUCUCUGUAACAACAACAUCGACCCUGCUGACAGUGACGCGUGUGACAGUGUGACGGGCGAGUGUUUGCGUUGCCUCCACAACACCCAGGGACCCAACUGUCAGAGCUGUAGGCCUGGCUACUAUGGAGACGCACUGGCCCAGGACUGCAAAGGUAUAGCAGGGACACACAGUAUCAAAAUUGUCAUCAAAUCCCAUGACUGUUUGGAUAUGAUAUGUGGCUAUUUAUGUGUGUUUUACUGUCUUUAUUUUUGUUUGUGUGUUCCCCAGAGUGCUCCUGUGACCGGCAGGGGACGGAUGUGACCCAGUGCCCUCUGGGCAGCCCGUGUUUCUGUGACCCGCUGACAGGUCAGUGCCCGUGUCGGGCAGGCGCGGUGGGAACGCUGUGUGACGAGUGUGCCAACGGCUUCUGGAACAUUCAGGGAGAGUCCGGGUGCCAACCAUGCAAAUGUGAUCCUGCUAACUCCUUCAAUAACCACUGUGACAAGGCAAGGCCUCAAUACUCCCUAGCACUUCAUUUUACAUACUUGGAUAAUGGAUAAAUUAAGAUAUAUAGUCAGGUCCAAAAUUAUUGGAACCCUUGAUAACGAUGAGCAAAAACGACUGUAUAAAAUUAUAUAUUUUAUAGUAUACUAAUAUAAUUGCUCAAAGAAACAUUUUGUUUAAAGGGGCAGUCAAAAAUGGGAUUUUCCUGUGUUUUAUAUACACUGAGUGUACAAGACAUUAGGAACUCCUUCCUAAUAUCAAGUUGCACCCCCUUUUGCCCUCAAAACAGCCUCAAUUCAUCGGGGCAUGGACUCUACAAGGUGUCGAAAGCGUUCCACAGGGAUUCUGGCACAUGUUGACUCCAAUGCUUCGCACAGUUGUGUCAAGUUGGCUGGAUGUCCUUUGGGUGGUGGACCAUUCUUGAUACACAUUGGAAACUGUUCAGCGAGAAAAAGGCACUUCAAUCUUUUGUCUUGCCUAUUCACAUUCUGAAUGGCACACAUACAUAAUCAAUUUCUCAAUUGUCUCAAGGCUUAAAGUCUCCUCCCUUUCAUCUACACUGAUUUGAAGUGGAUUUAACUGGUGACAUCAAUAAGGGAUCAUAGCUUUCACCUGGAUUCAACUGGUCAGUUAUUAUGGACAAAACUGAGCAAGAUUAUCUUUGUUUUUCAAACGGCAGCCAAGCAUCGAUCAUCAAGUCACCAGGAUAUUUAUUGGAAAAGAGCAUCAAGCUAAUCACUGAGCACUUUAUUUACAUUUACGUCAUUUAGCAGACGCUCUUAUCCAGAGCUUUAUGAUGGUUAUUAUAUCAAUAUUUGCGCAUUAAAGGUGUAUCCACCGCCAUUUUUCUUUUACACCUUGAUCACACCUUUGCCUAGCGUAUUCUGUUUUGUCGACAUUUGGAAAUGUACUGCCAGAUUUGCUGUUUCUAUCAGGCCUGUCGUGCCAUUUUUAUUAUCCCACAUAAAAAGGGUUGGAAACCUGGUUUCUGUGAUUGUUUUCAUUUAAAAUUGUCAAAAUGUAACAUAGCUUCUUAGCAAAAAGCAAUUUCUCAAGCAAGAAUUUAGCUAAAACUUUAUUGGAGUGAUCUGAGUGAGGGACCUAAUUGGAGGAGCCUAAUGGGAGGGAUAUGUAACCUGAAAACUAGCUGUUAUUGGCAAAUCUACACUGAGUGUACAAAACAUUAAGGACACCAUGACCUAGACUGACCAGGUGAAUCCAGGUGACAGCUAUGAUCCCUUAUUGAUGUCCCAAAUUGAUGUUAAAUCCACUUCAAUCAGUGUAGAUGAAGGGGAGGAUACCAGUUUAAGAUGGAUUUUUAAGCCUUGAGACAUGGAUAAUUUAUGUGUGCCAUUCAGAGGGUGACUGGGCAAGACAAAAUAUUUAAGUGCCUUUGAACGGGGUAUGGUAGUAGGUGCCAGCUGCACCGGUUUGUGCCAAGACCUGCAACGCUACUGGGUUUUUCAUGCUCAACAGUUUCCCAUAUGUAUCAAGAAUGGUCCACCACCCAAAGGACAUCCAGCCAACUUGACACAACUGUGGGAAGCAUUGGAGUCAACAUGAGCCAGCAUCCCUGUGGAAUGCUUUCAACACCUUGCAGAGUCCAUACCCCAAUGAAUUGAGGCUGUUCUGAGGGCAAAAGGCAGGGGGUGCAACUCUCGAUAUUAGGAAGGAGUUCCUAAUGUUUUGUAUACUCUGUGGAAAUCACGUUUUUGACUGCACUGCCCCUUUAAACUAAAUCACAUUCUCUGAGCAAUUGUAUUAGUGUACUAUAAAAUAAUUGUACAAAAAAAAUGUUGCAUACAAUAUAGCUCAGUAUUUGUAUCAUUUAUUUUAUACAGUCUUCUUUGCUCAUCUUUAUCAAGGGUGCCAAUAAUUAUGGACCUGACUGUAUUCUAUAGUAGCCCAUACUAUAUUGGUAAGUCUUCAUAUUUGACUCUAUAGGUGACUGGUCAGUGCCAGUGUCAUACUGAGUUUGGAGGCAGACAGUGUGAUGAGUGUGGGGAGAAUCACUUUGGGAACCCUGACCUGCAGUGUGUCUGUAAGUUGUGGCCGAAAGUGAUUAUUGAUGAUGGCUAAGUAUUGGGUAUUUUAGUUUCUAGCACCACAAAGAGAGACAAUGGUGUUUCACCGUAAAAGAAGAAUGAUUGACACUUGUCCCUUCCCUUCUUAUCCUGUCUCCAUAGCCUGUGAUUGUAACAUGGAGGGUACCGACCGCCCCGCCUGUGACCCAUUGACUGGUGAGUGUCUGUGCCGCAUUGGUGUGAUGGGCAUCUUCUGUGACGAGUGUGCCCCUGGGUAUGACCAAGUCUUCCCCGCCUGCACCCCGUGCCACCCCUGUGCCGUCCUGUGGGCGGACAACGUCACCGAUGUCCACCGUGCCGCCCAGAGGAUGCGCACCUUCAUCCCUCACCACAGCGAGCAGCUAGAAUCUGGACACAGUCGUCAGUGGCAACGAAUGCUGGAGAUGCACUCCAAGCUGGACUAUUUGGUGAACCUGACAGAGAGCUCUUUACCUCGGGUGAAAGACGUGGAGAAGCUGUCUGUCAGAAUCUCGUAUGUAAACAACAAUCUCUCACUUUUUUCCUUUCUGAAUAUUAUUGUUCAACAGUUUGUAUUUGUAUUUAUUAGGGAUCCCCAGCUACUAUUCCUGGGGUCCACACAUAUUAAAGCACUUACAUUACAUAUAAAACAAAAGAUAAAACAGUACAUCAUAUAAAAUUAUUACACCACUACAUAUCCACAAUACAAAAUGUAUAAUACCAUCAUACAACAAUAUCACAAUGUAUGCGUGUUUCUGUACCUUCACAGUCCCCGCUGUUCCAUAAGGUGUAUUUUUACCUGUUUUUAAAAAUCUGAUUAUACUGCUUGCAUCAGUUACCUGAUGUGGAAUAGAGUUCCAUGUAUUCAUGGCUCUAUGUAGUACUGUGCGCCUCCCAUAGUCUGUUCUGGACUUGUGAAGAGACCUCUGGUGGCAUGUCUUGUGGGGUAUGCAUGGGUGUCCGAGCUGUGUGCUAGUAUUUUAAACAGACAGCUCAGUACAUUCAGCUUGUCAACACCUCUUAAAAAAACAAGUAGUGAUGAAGUCAAUCUCUCUUCCACUUUGAGCCAUGAGAGACUGACAUGCAUGUCAUUAAUGUUAGCUCUCUGUGUACUUUUAAGGGGCAGCCCUGCAGCCCUGUUCUGAGCCAACUGCAAUUUCCCUAAGUCCCUCUUUGUGGCACCUGACCACACUACUAAACAGUAGUCUAGGUGUGACAAAACUAGGGCCUGUAGGACCUGCCUUGUUGAUAUUGUUGUUAAGAAGGCAGAGCAGCGCUUUAUUAUCGACAGACUUCUCCCCAUCUUAGCUACUGUUGUAUCAAUAUGUUUUGACCAUGACAGUUUACAAUCCAGGGCUACUCCAAGCAGUUUAGUCACCUCAACAUGCUCAAUUAUAUAUUACAUUAUUCAUUAUGAGAUGUAGUUGAGGUUUAGGAUUUAGUGAAUGAUUUGUCCCAAAUACAAUGCUUUUAGUUUUAGAAAUAUUUAGGACUAACUUAUUCCUUGCCACCCAUUCUGAAACUAACUGCAGCUCUUUGUUAACUAUUGCAGUAAUUUUAGUUGCUGUAGUAGCUGACGUGUAUAGUGUUGAGUCAUCUGCAUACAUAGACACACUGGCUUUACUCAAAGCCAGUGGCAUGUCACCAGUAAAGAUUGAAAAAAGUAAGGGGCAUAGACAGCUGCCCUGGGGAAUUCCUGAUUCUACCUGGAUUAUGUUGGAGAGGCUUCCAUUAAAGAACACCCUCUGUGUUCUGUUAAAGUAACUCUUUAUCCACAUUAUAGCAGGGAGUGUAAAGCCAUAACACAUACGUUUUUCCAGCAGCAGACUAUGAUUGAUAAUGUCAAAAGCCGCACUGAAGUCUAACAAAACAGCCCCCACAAACAUUUUAUCAUCACUUUCUCUCAGCCAAUCAUCAGUCAUUUGUGUAAGUUGAACCAUGAGGUGAAGUGAUUUACACUAUAUGUUGGCAGUAACCUUGGAGCUGUACACAUUUUCCUUCCUCACAGGAAGCUCAAAGACACAAUAGACCCCAACGCCAUCAUCAUGGACUCAUCAUCUCUUCUGAACACUGAGAUCGACAACAUCCACCAUGAGUUCAAGAUGCUGUUGGAUAACUUAAGGAACAAAAUCAGCGAGGUGCCAACACUAGAUCCAAAGGAAAUGCAGGGUACAUAUGGCCAUAUUGUUCUUUAAAAAAAUUGAAUUCACUGUAACUUCACUGUGUGUAGAGAGCAACUCUAUAUAAUGUAAUUGAUCAAAUGUAAAGUGUGUUUCUGACUUGUGUGGACUUUUAUUUUGAUGCUGAUCCAGAGGCCCUGGAGAAGAUCCGGAAGCUGCAUGCAGACUUCAUGGCUGAAGAGAAGAAGGUGAAGGAUGCCGAGAGGGCCCUGGAGAACUCCAUGGACACACGGCAGGAGGUCAAAGACCAUCUGUCCAGCUGCAUCAUCUUGGGAGACAUGGAGGUGCUGGAGAAGAAUGUCAAGGCUCUGAGUGUGGCCAAACUCAACAAAAACGUGAGUGUCCCUUAUAGUAGUGCUUGCACUGCAUGCAUCAAAAGAGUGAUGUGUUAGCGUGAAUGGCAGUCUGUUUCAAUUGUCGCCAGCACCAUGUUGGUAGUCAGCCAUGGAAAUAUUCGGAUAUAAACCAUGUUACACUCUUUGGCUCCUCCUAGAUCUGUGGAGCGCCAGGCGAUGAGGAAUGCUCUAAAUCAGAGUGUGGGGGUGCGCUGUGUCGAGACUUCCUGGGACAGAGAGAAUGUGGGGGUCCUACAUGCAAGGGCAGCGUCCCUGUGAGCCACAACGCCACAGAAACAGCUGAGCAAGUAGAGAAUGACCUUAUCGACCUGCUCCAAAAACUAGGGGACUCCAAGAUCAAGGCAUGUUCCCAAGGAAAACUCUACAGAUGUAUUACUUUAUUUUUGCUUUCAAAUGAAAGAGUGUAUGACACAAGUCUCAAUUUAUCCUGUUCAGAUCGAUGAGGCCAAACAGAUGACCCAAGGCACCCAUGAGCAGGCAGAGAAGCUACAGAAGAAGAUCACUGACAGCAAGAAGAAGUUUAACAGGGAGAAGAACGACACCAAGGACCUCAUCAAUAGGGUCAAAGACUACCUCACAGGUCGGCUGGAUAUAAGCUUGAAAUGUCCAUGUAAAGAUCCCUUAAAAACGUGAUUUGUUGACUUGACUUGUGUGGCUGACUUCUCUGCUAACAGAUGAUAUGGUGGCACCAGAGGACAUAGAGAAUUUGGUCAAUGCUGUUCUGGCCUUCCAGCUGCCGGGCUCUCCGGACGACAUCCGCUCCAUGAUCCAGAACAUCCGGGGCGUGCUGACCAACUUCACUGAGUUCAAGGACGAUCUGAAAAAACUGAAGGACCAAGCCAAGACAGCCCAGGACCUGCUGGAGAAAGCUCAAGAUAUCAGGUUAGCCAGUACCAUAUGUUUUAUAUGCGUAGCUGUCACUUUGUAUAAACCAGCAUGCUAAAUGACCAUAUUUGUACCAUGGUUGUCAAUGUGUUAGGGACAGAACCAAGGGUAUUGAUGUUACGGAUAUCAAGAAAACCAUGGCGGACACUGAGAAUACACAGGACAAGGUUGAGCAAGACCUGGAGAAGGCUAAGGAAAGCAAUGGCAUGGCGGACCAGAUGAUUAAAGAGGUAAUUCUCUCUUAACACCUUCAAACUCUCUCUCGCUCUCUCUCUGUGUCUCUGUCCCUCUACCCAUUCCUGCUUGUGCGUAUUUGUAUUAGUCUAAACAUCCAUCAGACUCUCCACCUCUUCAUCUCGCAGAAGAAAGAAUGUUCUUUCUCAUAACUUGAUGUAUUUGUCAUGGCCCUCAGAUUGAGAAGAAACUGAACAACAUAGAGACUAACUUGAACUCUACUAGAACUCCAGAGAUGCUGGAGGAGAUUGAGGCUCUGAAGAACAAGACAGAGAUGAACAGAGAGCAGGCGGAACAGGCCAAAGCUGAUGCAGAUGCAGCCCUAGGUACCGCUACUGACGCAGAGAAGGUACGUUGUGUCCACUUAAUUACCACUACUCACUUACCACUUUGGUACUAUGUCAUGAUACUGUGAGUAUAAUCCUAAAUAGGUAUGGGGUUUUGUUUUUCUAUGACUUAUUUGCCAGGGGCUUGACAAGGUGAAUGUGCUGUUUGAUAAGCUAAAGAAUGGAAACAUAAACCAGGGCAAUAAUGAAGUGGCCAACGAACGCCUGAAGAACAUUACUAUGGAGGCAGAGAAAAUCGCAAAAUACGUUCAAGAUCAAAUUCAACAAAUUGACGGUAAGUCUCAGGACUUUAAAACAGAGCUAUCCAACUCAUAUCCUGGAGAGCCACUAGGUGUGCAGGCUUUUGUUCCACAUCAGCAGGAACACACCCAUUUCAAAGAAUCCACUAAUCAUGGUCUUCAUUUUCUCUUUGUUGCUUCAGACUUGGAGAAAAAGAUCCAAGACUUAAUCAGAAACAAAGAGGACAAGGCCAAGGAGGUUGCCAUGUUGCUGGAGACGGUAGAAGCCCUCCAAAAGGAGAUUGCUGCGCGUGUGGAUGGGUACAUUAACUGUACCUCCUAAGACCCCAGGUGGAUCAAGAGAUGAUUCAGGGUUCUAUCUUCAAGGGGAUAUACAGGGUCACAGACUUCGAGCAAUUAUUAUAAUGCCGACUUUAUAAGCAUGUCAUUACAGGUGACAUAGGCAGCACUGACAACUUUCUAUAAUACCUGUGUAAUGAUUUUGCUGUCAACUCUGUCAUUUCAAGAGAUUGAAAUUAUAUUCAUGCAUACUGAAAUUUCUCAAUGAAAGAUAUGGGUAAUGGAAUUGACCCCAAACCAUGACCAGGAGUAGUCCAAUAAGCGAAUUGCUAUAAUAAUGAUCUUAUCUUGAGUGUGCGGAAUGGCAUUGAUAUGUAUUAUUUUACAUAUUUAACUUUUAUUUAGCUUCUUCUCUUUAUUUGACUUCACUUAUUGAAGACAUGCUCAAAAGGGUCUGAUUCUGGAACCUGGUCCUAUUCUGAUGCAAUAUCAAAUAUGGGUUCUCUCAGGUUGGAGGAUGUAUUGUGUCAAAUGAAUGUCCUUACAUACUGUUUAUUGCAGCUAGACAGGGAACUUCCCUUCCCUUUCUGCUUUAGCUCGAGUUUUGCGACUGAAUUUGAGUGUAGUUCUCCUAAACCGCCACAUGGAGGCGUUUGGUGAUCAUAAAACUGAGUUGAGAAAGAAGCCUCUUGUAUGCGCAUUCUUUACUGUCUUGUGAUAUGUAUUAUUAUGUUUCAACCUGACCUACUGCUUAAAUGGUCUAAUGUGAAAAAAAGGGGGAAAGCUUUCUUGCUGACCUUUUUCAGGUUUUUAUGCUAUUCUACCUCUAAAUUUUCCCCAAUUAUUUUCCAGUUUGUACCCUGGUCUUUGGUGGAAGUAGAUCUCUUUGUAAGAUUUGACUGGUAUUUCGUGAGCUUGUUAUUGUCCUGAAACGAUGGUGCCCCCAGCCUAGCUGGAGGUGAUGAGAUUCAACACACUAUUAGGUUUGGAAUGGGUCCCAGCUGGGUUUGGAAUGCAUCCAUUUGUCAUUACUCUGGCCCCGGAAUGUUCACUCUCUCUUGCCUUUUGUACAGGUCGGCAUUAAAUGUACAUUGUCCAUUUUGUAAUUGAAGUGUAAAAUCCUAGAUGUCAGUUGCAUUUUAUUUUUAUUUAACCUUUAUUUAACCAGGUAAGCCAGUUGAGAACAAGUUCUCAUUUACAACUGCGACCUGGCCAAGAUAAAACAAAGCAGUGCGAUAAAAACAACAACACAGAGUUACAUAUGGGGUAAAACAAAACAUAAAGUCAAAAAUACAACAGAAAAUAUAUAUACAGUGUGUGCAAAUGUAGCAAGUUAUGGAGGUAAGGCAAUAAAUAGGCCAUAGUGCAAAAUAAUUACAAUUUAGUAUUAACACUGGAAUGAUAGAGGUGCAAGAGAUGAUGUGCAAAUAGAGAUAUUUGCUAAUGAGCAAAAUAAAUAACAAUAUGGGGAUGAGGUAGUUGGGUGGGCUAAAUUCUGAUGUGCCGUGUACAGGUGCAGUGAUCGGUAAAGUGCUCUGAUAACUGAUGCUUAAAGUUAGUGAGGGAGAUAAGAGUCUCCAGCUUCAGAGAUUUUUGCAGUUCGUUCCAGUCAUUGGCAGCAAAGAACUGGAAGGAAUGGCGGCCAAAGGAGGUGUUGGCUUUGGGGAUGACCAGUGAGAUAUACCUGCUGGAGCGAAUACUACGGGUGGGGGUUGCUAUGGUGACCAAUGAGCUAAAAUAAGACAGGGAUUUGCCUAGCAGUGAUUUAUAGAUGACCUGGAGCCAGUGGGUUUGGCGAUGAAUAUGUAGUGAGGACCAGCCAACAAGAGCGUACAUUAAGCUCCCGCACACACUUUCAGACCCCCCCCCCCCCCUUGCUUUUACUUUCUCUACCUCUCUUUCUCUCUCUCUCUACCUCUUUUACCCUCUCUACUUAUUUAUCUCUCUCUACCUUUUUCCAUCUCAUUGACCAUGUUUUGUGGUGAGGAGAACACACCACUUACUACUAAUGUAAUUUCCAUCCAGCUGUUAAUGGUUAAGUGCCAUGUUUGUUUUGCUUCAGUAAGACAUUGUGCUGUAUACAAUUGAACUGAGUUAGCAGCCUUUAUUGCCAGGUUCUAGAUCUGUCUACAGUGGGGGAAAAAAGUAUUUAGUCAGCCACCAAUUGUGCAAGUUCUCCCACUUAAAAAGAUGAGAGGCCUGUAAUUUUCAUCAUAGGUACACGUCAACUAUGACAGACAAAAUUAGAAAAAGAAUUCCAGAAAAUCACAUUGUAGGGUUUUUAAUGAAUUUAUUUGCAAAUUAUGGUGGGAAAUAAGUAUUUGGUCACCUACAAACAAGCAAGAUUUCUGGCUCUCACAGACCUGUAACUUCUUCUUUAAGAGGCUCCUCUGUCCUCCACUCGUUACCUGUAUUAAUGGCACCUGUUUGAACUUGUUAUCAGUAUAAAAGACACCUGUCCACAACCAGGCUGGGAAGACUGAAUCUGCAAUAGGUAAGCAGCUUGGUUUGAAGAAAUCAACUGUGGGAGCAAUUAUUAGGAAAUGGAAGACAUACAAGACCACUGAUAAUCUCCCUCGAUCUGGGGCUCCACGCAAGAUCUCACCCCGUGGGGUCAAAAUGAUCACAAGAACGGUGAGCAAAAAUUCCAGAACCACACGGGGGGACCUAGUGAAUGACCUGCAGAGAGCUGGGACCAAAGUAACAAAGCCUACCAUCAGUAACACACUACGCCGCCAGGGACUCAAAUCCUGCAGUGCCAGACGUGUCCCCCUGCUUAAGCCAGUACAUGUCCAGGCCCGUCUGAAGUUUGCUAGAGUGCAUUUGGAUGAUCCAGAAGAGGAUUGGGAGAAUGUCAUAUGGUCAGAUGAAACCAAAAUAGAACUUUUUGGUAAAAACUCAACUCGUCAUGUUUGGAGGACAAAGAAUGCUGAGUUGCAUCCAAAGAACACCAUACCUACUGUGAAGCAUGGGGGUGGAAACAUCAUGCUUUGGGGCUGUUUUUCUGCAAAGGGACCAGGACGACUGAUCCGUGUAAAGGAAAGAAUGAAUGGGGCCAUGUAUCGUGAGAUUUUGAGUGAAAACCUCCUUCCAUCAGCAAUGAAACGUGGCUGGGUCUUUCAGCAUGACAAUGAUCCCAAACACACUGCUCCGGGCAACGAAGGAGUGGCUUCGUAAGAAGCAUUUCAAGGUCCUGGAGUGGCCUAGCCAGUCUCCAGAUCUCAACCCCAUAGAAAAUCUUUGGAGGGAGUUGAAAGUCCGUGUUGCCCAGCGACAGCCCCAAAACAUCACUGCUCUAGAGGAGAUCUGCAUGGAGGAAUGGGCCAAAAUACCAGCAACAGUGUGUGAAAACCUUGUGAAGACUUACAGAAAACGUUUGACCUGCGUCAUUGCCAACAAAGUGUAUAUAACAAAGUAUUGAGAAACUUUUGUUAUUGACCAAAUUCUUAUUUUCCACCAUAAUUUGCAAAUAAAUUCAUUAAAAAUCCUACAAUGUGAUUUUCUGUAUUUUCUUUCUGAUUUUGUCUGUCAUAGUUGACGUGUACCUAUGAUGAAAAGUAUAGGCCUCUCUCAUCUUUUUAAGUGGGAGAACUUGCACAAUUGGUGGCUGACUAAAUACUUUCCCCCCCCACUGAAUGCUUUAGCCACUCGUCUGACUGGCAGACUAAUAACACGACAGAGAGGUGUUGGCUAAUAAAGCAUAAACAGAUCUAGAGCCAGCCUACAGUAUUUACAUAGUAGCAUUGAAUUAUACUUUUCUCCCAAAAGUCAAUGAAGUUUUAGAAUGUGGGUAUGAAAUAAAACCGGGUACCUCACAGGUAGAAGAUAGAUGGCUUUUCAUCAAAGUAAAUGUGUGGACAUGGACAGAAGGCGUGUGAACAAUUGCUAGGGCUAUUGUUUGCUCAAAUCCUAGUGACUGGUGAGUUCCAUCCCAUUCCCCCCAGGGCACAGUUAGUCCACUCACCCCCAAGAAUGUGUCACAGACUGGGGUCUGAAUCCCCUCGCUGCCCCAUGGUUGUGUUUUUAGACGGGAGGAAUUCACAGACCACUGAUUGCUCUGCCUAAUUAAAGGUUGCCACUGGUUUGUGUGAUGCAGCUAAUUACAGAAGAGGGAGAUAGUUAUUUGAGAACCUUUUAAACCUUUGAGGUUUUUGGUUGCGUUUGUCUGUUCUUGAAUGGACAGAUUGUGGUAUGUUUAACCUGUCAGUGGUAUUUCUUACCAUGGAUUAUUAGGAAUUCGUUCAGAAUGAGAGAUUGAGAUCACUAUAUUAGCCUAAUUUAACGAAGGCCUACAUUUAUUUUUGCAACUGAGGCCCCUUUUCAAGACUAGUCGCUUGUCCCUUGAGGUAGCAUACACCUUUGUUAUUUUCAGCAGUAAAACAAGGAAUGGUUCAACAAUACUACAAGUAUGUCUUCAAAGGCAUGUGAUGGGGUCAAUCAGUUCUUUCUUUCUUUCUUUCUUUAAUAUGCUCAGUGGAUGUGAACAUGGUCUAGUUUCUCUGACUCAAAAAUCUUAUUGAAUCUGUUCCCACAGUCCCCCUCUGUCUUCUCACAGAUAAUUGAAUUAGGACAUCCGGCCUGUUUCUUCUCCAGCUAUCUGAGCUUGUGCUGCCACACACUGUGUCAUAUAAUUACGGUGGUAGGUUAUUCACUGUAGGUGAUAGUUCAGUCUUUGGUGCUAAUCUGUCAUUACCAACAACUGUACAGGAAAGUUGCAAGGAAAAACGCUACAAUUUGAAAUUCAAUGGAUAGCUCCAAUAACAGGGUAAUAAGUGGUGGUACAUGCUUUUGAUUUCCGCUUGGUGGAGGGAAAAUCACUGUUCAAGGCUCUCUUUACCUAAUUUCCCUUUAGUACAAUAAAUUAGUAGCAUGGCUUCAGUACCUAGAUGUACCCCUGGUUUACCUGUGCCUAGGGACAUUGGGUAGCUUCCUGCCUUGGUGGAGGAAUGUCCUUUGUUCUAGAUGAGUAGGUAGGUAUAAGUGGGUGGGGGUGGUAUCUGAGAGAGGACCAUUUUACAAUCACAUAAGAUGUGUGUGUGUGUGUUUUGAAAGUUCUCUCAAUGUGUGCAGAGUGAGAUGCUGUCAACAUGAUCCUUCUGCUCCAAAUAAUCUGUCACAUUUGAGAUAAGCCCACAGGUAGGCCUAAUGAUUUAACUCUUAUGGAAUUGGUAGUUAAACAUAUAUUACAAGUUGAUGAGCACUUGGACCUUGGUGGUUUUUACUUUAUUGACUUUAAUUGAAUUAUCGAAUAGGGGGAGGUCUAGUUACACCCUGUGCGCAUGCUUGAGGAGUUAGCUCAGUCUUGUGGCAAGUUGAGUAGAGCAGUGCGGUAGCGCGACAAGAAAAAGGGUGGGGCGCAAACCACUACUAUAAGGAACCACACACAGUCCCACUGAGAGUACUCGCAACAGAAGAGAAGAGGUGGAAAUACCAACAAAAAUGUUGAUAUUUCAAAUUGCGACCAUGCUAUGUAAGUUUUUUAUUUACAUUUUUUACAUAUAUAUAUAUUUUUAAAUUCUGUAGAACGCAUGGCCAACAUUGAGUCAACUGAAAGAACAUAACCUUGCAAGUAAUUAAUAAAAUACUGUAUAUUCCCAUAGGGACAUUAGUUCUUAUAAGGUUUGAAUAGUAAACGUUUCAUAAUUUGAUUCAUGUUACUUUGAAGUAGUUUGGCUUUUUGUUUUACUGUGAACCAUCUUGUUCUUGUUAUAAACUCAGCACGAGUCAAUUAAAGAACUUAGGCAUGCGACAUUAAUAUAGCCUAAAUCAAAGGCUCAUAGGCUUGUGUUUAAAAAAACAACCUGCCCUGAAUAAAUUCCGUUCUUUAAAUCUGCAUCCUCUUUGCCUAGCCGCAGGGGCGUGCGUCCUUGCCCAGGUAGGCAUACCCGAGUUCAGCGAUGUAUGCACUGAGGGGAGCUGCUACCCGGCUACGGGAGACCUUCUCAUUGGCAGAGCCCACCAACUCUCCACCAACUCCACAUGCGGCCUUCACCGGCCCGAACAGUUCUGUAUCGUCAGUCAUUUACAGGUAAAUGCGCCUGGCACAAUAAAUACCGCAUUUGAACUAGGCCCAAUAUGUUAUUAUAGGCCUAUAGUCUUCAUUAACUCUAGGCUUUUAAUCAUACUAAUAUUGUUAUGACAAGUUGGCCACUGUAAAAACCUAAUACAAUAAGACUCACGGUGGUGCUGUUAUCAAAAGGCUCCGUUAUUGUUACAGUGGCACCAGUGCGUUAAAGUUAGCCUGGCUAGUAGCUACCGAUAUUCGUCAUAAGCAAGCUCUCUGAUUUGUGGUGUCUCCCAUUCAUGCCUGUAGUAGCGAAUUCACAGGUUUCAGAUGCAUUGUAUUAGGUUAUCGCUCUCAGUCUCACUUUUGAAUAGAAAAACAACAACAUUGGAUGUUCUAAGUCCACUGCAAUGCUUAAACCACAUCAGGGGACCACUUUUGAGAUCUGAGAAAAAUCAAAUAAUUUAAAAAAAAUGGUUUAGUUAACCUUUAAUUCAAGUGUGCAGGCACCUAGCACUGUUGUUUGGUUCGCUUGUUUCUGUAGUGCAAGAGAUGGAGUUUGCUAAACAAAUGGCCACUGGAUUGAUGCAAAUAAUCAUGAUAUCAUUCUGCCAGGUAGUCAUAGGCUACUUUGUAGCUAGUUAACAUUUAAUUGAGAAGAUUUUUGACAAAGCCUUUCCAUCUACCAGAAGAUGGUUAGGUCUAUCAUUAUCAUCGCUAUAUUUUUCCUGUUCGUUGAUUGUUUGAAACAUGGACAUUUUAGUUCAUAUUAUGAGGCAUUUCUUACCUUGCUUCAAAGUAGCGUAGCCAAGAUCCCACCAUAGAAACAUCAUAUGCACUCUCCUAUUCUAUUGGUUUUCAAAUCAACUUUCUUUCAUUGUCUAGCAGCUAAAGGCAUUAUCCUAGUCAUAUUAGCAACCCAUUAUAGUUGUUGCAUCUUUAGAUCUCUCCUCUUCCUAAAUUUCUAACGGAUAUUUCCAUCUCUGUCCAUGGAACCGCUCGCAUGUGCAGUAUGCAUUUUAGAACAAUGUUUUCCCACAAAUUGCAUUUUGGAACAUUCACAUGUAGGCCUACCGCCGUGUGCACUUUACUGAAAACAUAAUAGUUUAUCACCAUGUUAAGCUAAACAUUCUGAUCUGUUCCAUCAGCCUUAUCAAUUAAUAUGGCCUAUACCUCCACUACACUACUUUGAUAUGCAUCGUGGGGAUUAAGAAGUGAGUAUACUCAAUGCCAACUGCGUAUACCAUACACUACACCACUGGAGAUAAGCAAUACAUAGAUAGGAUACAUAUUAAGCGUUCUUGGAAUUGCUAAUCCGGGGGAGUUUACUCUUGUGAAUGGGAAAGAUAGUUUUGACAGCCUACCUUUUGAAAAUUAGUGAUGAGAGUAAAAUAGUGCUACAUUAAUUGUCUUGCCUGCCUGGAGGGGGAAUUAGUCUGGGCUACCAAUUAAAAAAGAAACAAAGUGCAAAAAGGCACAAAAUAGGCUUGUGGUUAACUCAUAAUUAAACAUUACCCACUGGGCACACCACGUCAUUUCAGUGUGGACAUUUGGGUAAUAUUUGUUUUAGACGUUGAUCAAUGAGAUUUCAACCUUUGUUCACCCACUCAAAAAGACAGCCAAAAGUUUGUUGAAUUCCCAAAGUGUUAUCACUAUGCUUUCAACAAUCUAAAAGCACAACCAAAUUCCAAUGGAAAAACAAUGUCUGAUCUUUGGUUUAGUUGUCAUCUAAAUGUGUUCUCACUGCGAUUUCAAACUUUUAAAAGCACAACAAAGUUCAAAUGGGAAUGCAAUGUCAGAUAUUUGGUAUUUACAGUGCAUUCGGAAAGUAUUCAGACCCCUUCACUUUUUCCACAUUUAGUUACGUUACGGCCUUAUUCUAAAAUUGAUUAAAUUGUUUUUUUCCUCAUCAAUCUACACACAAUACCCCAUAAUGCCUCGAGUCUUCUUGGGUAUGACGCUCCAGAGAUGUUCGAUCGGGUUCAAGUCCGGGCUCUGGCUGGACACUCAAGGACAUUCGGAGACUUGUUCCGAAGCCACUCCUGCGUUGUCUUGGCUGUGUGCUUAGGGUCGUUGUCCUGUUGGAAGGUGAACCAACGCCCCAGUCUGAGGUCCCGAGCGCUCUGGAGCAGGUUUACAUUGAGGAUCUCUCUGUACUUUUCUCCGUUCAUCUUUCCCUCAAUCCUGACUAGUCUCCCAGUCCCUGCCGCUGAAAAACAUCCCCACAGCAUGUUACUGCCACCACCAUGCUUCACUGGCACCACUGUAGGGAUGGUGCCAGGUUUCUUCCAGACGUGACGCUUGGAAUUCAGGCCAAAGUGUUCAAUCUUGGUUUCAUCAGACCAGAGAAUCUUGUUUCUCAUGGUCUGAGAGUCCUUUAGGUGCCUUUUGGCAAACUUCAAGCGUGCUGUCAUGUGGUUUUUCAUGAGGAGUGGCUUCCGUCUGGCCAUUCUACCAUAAAGGCCGGAUUGGUGGAGUGCUGCAGAGAUGGUUGUCCUUCUGGAAGAUUUGCCCAUCUCCACAGAAGAACCAUCAGGUUCUUGGUCACCGCCCUGACCAAGGCCUCUCUCCCCUGAUUGCUCAGUUUUGCCGGGCGGCCAGCUCUAGGAAGAGUCUUGGUGGUUCCAAACUUCUUCCAUUUAAGAAUGAUGGAGGCCACUGUGUUCUUGGGGACCUUCAAUGCUGCAGAUAUUUUUUGGUACCAUUCCCCAGAUCUGUGCCUCGACACAAUCCUGUCUCGGAGCUCUACGGACAAUUCCUUCGACCUCAUGGCUUGGUUUUUACUCUGACAUGCACUGUAAACUGUGGGACCUUAUAUAGAGAGGUGUGUGCCUUUCCGAAUCAUGUCCAAUCAAUUGAAUUUACCACAGGUGGACUCCAAUCGAGUUGUAGAAACAUCUCAAGGAUGAUCAAUGGAAACAGGAUGCACCUGAGUUCAAUUUCGAGUCUCAUAGCAAAGGGUCUGAAUACUUAUGUUUUUAUUUUUAAUAAAUUUGCAUACAUUUCUAAAAACCAGUUUUCACUUUGUCAUUAUGGGGUAUUGGGUGUAGAUUGAUGAGGACAUUUAGAAUAAGGCUGUAACGUAACAAAAUGUAGAAAAAGUGAAGGGGUCUGAAUACUUUCCGAAUGGACUGUGUGCAACAACUUAAUGUGUUAUCACUGUGCUUUAUCCAAUAGCACAACCAAAUGACCUGGAUUGCAGUUGAGAUUACAUUAAAAGUACAUAGUGCAAGUUAUCAGGGCUGUUCGAGAUUCUGCGCAUACUAAAAUAGCAAUUGUGAAGAUCUCAACAGACCUGCGACCUUUGCAUGCUAUCUUGAACAUGCACACUUUAUAUGAUUACAUAAGACAUUUACAGUAACCUCAAAAUGUGGCCAUGGAUGUGUUACUUAUUUUAAGGUUGAAUAAAUACUGUUAUAUUAGUUUGUAAGAUAGCCUUAACAUUAGGCUAUUUACUGUAUUACAAAAGUAAUAUUGAAUUGUGUUUGGUUGAAAACGCAACCAAAUAUCAACAUUUAAAGGAGAGGAAUCCAAUGCUUGAAUAGUUUCAUCUGAGCCACUGGCUUAUAUUCAUUAACUUAGAUCUUUGGUUGAGAUGAAGACAUGAAUCCAACAUAUCAAUUAUUAAUUUGUAGACAAACUGGAAUUAAAGCCAAACUGGAAUUAAAGUCAGUGGCACCGAUAGAGCUGCCCAAGCAAAAGAUAGCCUACAUGUCCUUCAAAUGUUGAUAUUUGGUUGCGCUGACAACCAAACACAAUUCAAUAUCCAGUUUGUCUACAAAUGUAUAAUUGAUAUGUUGAAUGAAUAGGACCAAAUCAAACCUUAAAUGCACUUUUAAAUAAAGUUUGAUUUGAUUUAGUCCUAUUCUUUAACUUAGAUUUUUGGUUGCGAUGGAAACAUGAAUCCAACAUAUUAAUUAUUAACUUGAAGAUUACAUUUUAAAUCAAUCAAAGCUUGAAACCCGAGGCCUAUAUGUAUUGUCAAUUUUUAUUUGAACUCCUGGGUUUAAUUGAAACAAUAGCUGUUGAUGACAUUGCAAAUCCCUUGUCUGUUGGGGGUGGAAUAUAUCAAUUGUAUAUAUUCCAAAUAUCCCUUUUGCUUUUAUUUUCAAUACUUCCUUUCAGAUAUGUUUUUUUUUAAACUCCUGCUUUCUCAAUGUGAGCGUAGGAGUGGGAGAGAUGUUUGGGAUUCGGGAAGGAUUGGUUUGGGAGGCUUAAAUAAUAUCAUUGAUGAUAUACUGUAUGACAUAUAAAGUUUGGUUACAUUUCAUUUGCUCUGUUAAACCUACCCUUUGGAAUGACUUUGAUAGCAACAGUGAAUCUAUUUAGUAUUAAGAGAUCUUUCAAAAAUCAUUCUCACGCUAUCACGUUGGUUGUAGUCAGUGACAAAUCCCAAAGCUAAGCAGGGCUGGGCUUGGUUAAAACCCUGGAUGGGAGACCAAAUGGAUAGCUGUAGAUAGAUCAACUCUCCAGUAGGAGGUGCUGUACAGCCUAUAGUAUUUUUUUUCUGAUAGUGGAUAUAGCAUUGAAGAUCUGAAAUUGUUUUAAAGGUACAGAUUCCACAUAUUUUAUACAAGUAUUGUCUAUGUUGAAAAUUGGUUACCAUGAUGGCAUAAUCCUGUGGUUGAAAUUUCACCUUCAAUGUAUUUUCCACGUAGAUUCCAUGUCACAAUACAAAUUACAUUGAAACAAUGUUGAUUCAACUAGUUUGUGCCCAGUGGGUAAUUACAGCAUCACACAUUAAAUUAUAACAUUGUUUCAUUUUCUCAGUAAGAAAAGCUCCCCUAUUUAUUUAAUGGAGAAUAAAUUCAUUCUAAAAAUUAAAAUGCUCUUGCCGUGGUCAAUUUGGCAUUCAGAUUUUAUAAUAAUCACUGUAAGGUUUACAGUCAAUCCCUUGUCUGUUGGGGGUGGAAUAUAUAAAUUGUAUAUAUUCCAAAUAUCCCUUUUGCUUUUAUUUUCAAUACUUCCUUUCAGAUAUGUUUUUUUAAAACUCCUGCUUUCUCAAUGUGAGCGUAGGAGUGGGAGAGAUGUUUGGGAUUUGGGAAGGAUUGGUUUGGGAGUCGCACAACCCUCUGAGUUGUCUAGACCACUUCCUGGCUCAGUCACACAACCACACUAGAAGCAUUAUUGAGGUUCCGACCAACAAAAUAGUUUUGAAAGUGGCUGUGCCAGCAGCUUGGACGCAUGGGGGCUCAUUGUAGCUUACUUACACAGACAUUCCACGGCUAGAGAUAUCUAAACUCUCAAACACCCGUCUUUGUAGUCAAAGCUCUUGGACACUUGAGAAGCCACCAUCAAAGACUUUUGUUCUCCCUUACAUAAAAAGACAGACCAUACCUUGUUUGAGAAAUCAUCCUAUUUUAUCAGCUUUGUAGAUUAAACCCGCAUCGGUCUGUAUUGUAUCCUCCUAUAUCCAAUGUACUACUUGUGAAUACUUUCAUAAUGUGUUGAGCAUCUAUUUAAAGUAUGGUAUGUCCUGAGCAUGCAAAAGUUUUAAGAUUGAAAUCUAAUGUAAUAAAAUGUAUUUAAUUUAUGUCACCAAUAAAGCAGAGAGACCAGAUUGUGAUCCAACUGGGUCCUAGAGAGGGUGGUGGUUACAUUUCUUAUCUAUAUGUACUGUAAUUUUAAAUUCUAGUGUGUGGCUGUGGGCACACUGUUUCAUGGUCUGGAUGUAUAGAAGGUUUAGAAUAUUGUAAAGUUGUUUAUUUUGAAGGGAAGUGGUGAAAAGACGCUGGAAAGAAAUUCAGAUGGUGCUGAAUUUGAACCCUUAAGCGUGUGUACACAUUCACAAGCACACACACACACACAACCACCACACAAUGUGUGUCUUCUGAACAUCUGGUGGCCAAAUGAAGCCUACACUGUCAGCAGCCUCAGAUAAGCAUUCGCUGAUGAGACCAGGGCAAGAUAGGCUACUAAUUUUAAAGUAGUUAAGGGCCUAUUUGGCGCAAUCACUAAUUUCAGCAUCUAUACCUACUCUUGAUAAAAUAACCCAUUUUCAUUCACUUCUGUAUGAAUGGGCUUUUCAAAGAUGUUCCUUAUCUGUCCCCCUGAUUGGGAGAAAUCUGCUUGGUAUCCCAAGAAUCACACUGACAUUUUCAUCUUUCUCUCUUUCUCCCAAUCCCCACGGUCUCUUCAGGAUGAGAAGAAAUGCUUUUUGUGUGACUCCACCGACGUCUACGUCAAAAGCAUGGUGGACACCACCACCGGCCACCGGGUGGAGAACGUCGUGACCACAUUCGCCCCCAACCGCUUGAAAACCUGGUGGCAGUCAGAGAAUGGUGAGUUCUCGUGGGGAAAAAAGGUGGAGGGCUAGUAAGCAGGGGAGUUCAAUUAAAGGUGACUCUCUCCCACUCCCGCAUCUUGGCAUAUUUUCACCCUCCAAUCCCUUAGCUAACCCCUUUAAUCAAUGUGAGGGAAGACUUCAAAGAGAAAGCAGUAAUGGCUGACUUAGAUUAUGACUUUGUAAUAACAGGAUGAACCCAUUGGGAAUGAUUACCUAGGUGGCCGUUGGAUGACACCCCGUGUACACCAUGUAAUGGAUGUUAAUAAGGCAGUUCUCACUUCUUACUAGGCUUGGGCGGUAUACCGUAUAUAUACAUUACAGUUGAAACUAUAUUAGUUUUUCAAAACAUUUCAAUAUUUGUAGCUACCUUUGAAGUAAAUACCUGCAGUCAACUUGUGCAAUACAUUAGGAGAUAAAGCAGAUCGCGUUGAUCAUUUCAUUAUGAAGCUUACCGUAGUUCCCCAGAACAGUUGAGCCAGUCACGUGUUUGUUUGUGAAUAGCACAACGGGUGAGUCCAGCGGACGGGUUGUGAUUUAUAUUGAAAGUCAACAGUGUUUAAUCAGGGGCAUGCAAGAAUAGUUUUCCUUCACAGACAAUACACUAGUGCAACACAUUAGGCAGAAAAUAUCAUAAUUAUCAUCAUAUGACUUGCUAGUUAUCUAAGUUAGUGGCUGAAUUAAUAAGGUGACGGGGCAUCAUAUAGUUUGAGCUUUCUGCCGUGUUUGAGAAGUCAAAGCCCUUUGGAUGAGUUAUCUGUACAGCUGGCACUGCUGUCUUGAUUCCCUUGUGUUAUUUCUCCUCUCCGUUCUCGGCUCGUCUGCCUGAGCAGAGCAGGCAGGCCCUUUGCCCUAGUGACUCCAGACAUAGUUGUCACACUCUGGCUCUGGGGACUUUAUAUGUUGAGUCAGGGUGUGUAGAUUCCGUGUGUUUAUGUGCUGUGUUUUGAGUGUCUAGUUGUUCUAUGUCUAGGUUGGCCUGAGUGACUCCCAAUCAGAGGCAACGAAUGUCAGCUGUUUGCUGGUUGUCUCUGAUUGGGAGCCAUAUUUAAACUGUCGGUUUUCCUUUGUGUUUUGUGGGUUCUUGUUUCAAGUUGGUUGUGUUAUACCGUGUACUGUCACGUUUCCGUCUUUUGUUGUUUUGUUCGCGUUUCGCUCAAUAAAUGAGUAUGUUUGCCUGCAACGCUGCGCCUUGGUCCUCAUCUUUGGUAGACGACCGUGACAGAAGAACCCACCAAAACUGGACCAAGCAGCGAGUCGAGGAGCCAUCGCCAGGGAGAUCCCUAGCAGAUCUCCGUGGCAGCCUCGACUGGGUCAAGCCGAGGGAGGAGCAGAGAGAGUGGACGUGGGAACAAUGGAGGAAGAGCCUCGACUGGGUCAAGCCCAUUGAGGAGCUGAAUAGCGGGAGUUGGAAGCAGAGGAGUGAGAGUUGGGCGAGAAAUAUAGAGGCCUGGCCCACAGGGAGGAGAGAACCCCAGAAAAUUUUUAGGGGGGGGCUCACGACGUGGACGACGGGGCAGCAAGAGGCCGCGAUGGAGCGGUCCAGCGGGUGUGCAGAGGAGGCCGCCAGGUUAAGGGGGCCACUGGUCACAGAGGAGAGGGAAAAUGUGGAGGCACGGCGAGAGGUACUGGGGUGUGUUACCAGUCCGUUCCGGCCCGUUCCUGAUCCCUGCGUAGAGCCAGUGGUGUGUGUCCCCAGUACGGUCCGGCCUGUUCCUGUUCCUCGCAUCGAGCCUGUGGUGCGUGUCGUCAGCCCGGCCCGGCCUGUUCCUGCUCCCCGCACCGAGCCUAUGGUGCGCUUCGUCAGCCCUGUCCGGCCUGUUCCUGCUCCCCGCACAAAGUCUGUGGUGCGUUUCGCCAGCCCAGUCCGGCCCAUUCCUGCUCCCCGCACCAAGUCUGUGGUGCGUUUCGUCAGCCCUGUCCGGCCCGCUCCUGCGCUCCACACCAGGCCAGUGGUGUGCGUCGUCAGUCCGGUGAGGCCCGUUCCGGCUCCACGCAUCAAGCCUGGGGUGCGCAUCGCCAGCCAGGUCCGGUCCGUUCCUGCCUCACGCGCCAAGCCAGGGGUGCGCGUCGUCAGUCCGGUGCCUGAUCAGGUACUGGUCAGCUGCUCCACAACGGAGCUUAAGCAAUCCGCUCCGUCGAUGUCCAGUCCUGAUCCAGUCAGCGGGGUCAGACCGGACCAGGGGCGCUACGGGAGGAUUAUGGAGGGGUGGUGGUCAAGCCCGGAGCCGGAGCCGCCUCCGAGGAGGAAUGCCCACCCAGCCCUCCCCUGUUUGGGGUUUUUGUUGAGGCGCGGUCGCAGUCCGCGCCUUUGGGGGGGGGUACUGUCACACUCUGGCUCUGGGGACUUUAUAUGUUGAGUCAGGGUGUGUAGAUUCCGUGUGUUUAUGUGCUGUGUUUUGAGUGUCUAGUUGUUCUAUGUCUAGGUUGGCCUGAGUGACUCCCAAUCAGAGGCAACGAGUGUCAGCUGUUUGCUGGUUGUCUCUGAUUGGGAGCCAUAUUUAAACUGUCGGUUUUCCUUUGUGUUUUGUGGGUUCUUGUUUCAAGUUGGUUGUGUUAUACCGUGUACUGUCACGUUUCCGUCUUUUGUUGUUUUGUUCGCGUUUCGCUCAAUAAAUGAGUAUGUUUGCCUGCAACGCUGCGCCUUGGUCCUCAUCUUUGGUAGACGACCGUGACAAUAGUGUUUUCACAUGCUGCUCCAGAGCCAGUACUGUUCUUCCUUCAGACAAGAAUGCAUCAAAACUUUGUUCAUUUGCACAAUGUCUCUCGUUCACAUUCGCUUGUAAAGGUCCAAACUCACCAACAAUUACAUUUGGUAGCUCUUACCUAUAUAUGUGUAACUUUAUGAGCUGGAUUGCCUGUCCUUGCAGUUUGUUUAUUUUCGUUUGCGCUCGUUAGCAUAUUUAGCUAGCAGCCUCCAUGGAAAUGUGCUAUUACUUGAGGCUAAUUUUGUUAGCAUUCUGGUAAUAGACGAUCAAUGGGCUUUUUUACGUUUUUUGGCUCCGCCUUGUGUACUAAACUGGUAAUAUCAUAAAUCCCAGGAUGUGAGAAGGACAGUAUGACGAAAUGAAAAUCUGGAUACCCUACUUCUUACCAUGUCAUAUGUGAGCAUAAUUACUUUUCAGUUUUGAAGCAUUGUUAAAGUUCCAAUGCAGAAGUUUUUAUCAAAAUAUCAAAUCAUUUCUGGGUAACAAUUAAGUAUCUUACUGUGAUUGUUUUCAAAUAAAAUAGUCAAAAAGUAACAAAAAUAGCUUCUUAUCAAAGCUCAAAUUUUCCUCAUUGGAAAGCAUUGAAGAGAAUUUGAAUUUGAAUUUUUGUGUACUUCCUGAAUUGACUGGAAUUGAAAUUAAAUUGACCCCAACCUUGGUCACCAGGCAGGCCAAAACUCCAUCCCACCAAAACAGGCUGAAAUUACAGGCAGUCUUUUCAAACAGCUCUUACAUUAAAAGGACAUUAACAUCAUUUAACAAUUUCACAGUAUUAUUCCAACCUCAUAGUAUGGAAAUAUAUAUAAAACACAGGAAAAACAUGUUUUUGCCUGCACUUGGCUUUUAAUGAUUACUCAGAGGCCAUGAGCACCUUAAAGGGGCUUUGCAUUCAAAAACGUGAUUUCCCUAUAUUUGAUAUAUAUUUCCACACUAUAAGGUUGUAAUAAUACAGUGAAAAUUCUGAUAAUACCAGGCGGUAUAAGUUAAUAGACCAAUAACAAAGAGAGUUUCAAACCUCUCUGAAAAUAACAGCUAGUUUUCAGGUUACAUAUCCCUCCCAUUAGGCUCCUCCAAUUAGGUCCCUCACUCAGAUCACUGCAAUACAGUUCUAGCAAAAUUCUUGCUUGAGAAAUUGCUUUUUGCUAAGAAGCAUUUUUUAAAAACUUUUUGACCAUUUUAAUUGAAAACAAUCACAGUAAGGUAAUUGCUACCCAGAAAUGAUUUGAUAGUGAAAUAAAAACGGCUGCAUUGGACCUUUUUAAAUAAGAAUGUUGCUAUCCCAAAUACAUCUUGCCUUGAAAGAGUUAACUCCCAAAAAGUGCUGCAAGAAUGUUGGAUCCAGAAAGUUUUCUGAUAGGAGUUUGGGAAUGUUUGGCUGAGGAAAAGCGGUGGGAAUAUUUAUCCGGAAGAGCAGGAAAGAGGUUUAUACUCACCAGUGGAGCGGCCAACUCCACCGAUGGGCCUUGGUAAAGAGGCAGGGAAUUUUCAUUCAUAAUCCAGACAUUACCGUACUAGAUCCACUCCAACACUGGCCAUAUAGGCCCCAGACCAAAGCACAACCCUCUUACGUACAUAAGCACAGAUGAGGUUUUCCCUAAAUUCUACAAUAUAAGAUGGUGCAAUAUAAGAUGGUACAAAAACGUAGUUAGAAAAUGCAUUAUUAGUUCUUAGUUUCCCAAUGUUGUUGUACUGCAUACAUUACUUAUAGUCUGUUGAUAAGUUUGAACAUUGUUCGAACAAGUGGGGGCUUGUUCUUGCUCUUAUCAAUCUUUUUGUUAAACAAUAAACAAAGCCACUUAACAUUAGUGUUACCAAAGAAAUAGGGACAUUUGAAACAGUGAAGUUGUUAUUUGCUGCUCAACUGCCUAACGGUUAUGCGUAAAACCCACAGUGUCAUUUUGUGGCAAAGAAGAUGGAUGUCAGGAAUCAGAAGGGCAGCCAAGAGAUUUAUAUCAUAGAAUGGAACCAACCAUGAUUAGACUACGGAGGGAGAGGUGAAGAGUUAAUGCAAGUGUUCUGGUCUAGAGGAAGCACUGGGAAGAGUGGAUAAGUGUUGUGUAGUGUUAACCAUUCCAGAUUUGGAUAUGCUUGGCUCAAGUGGAACCCUGUAAACUCAUUUUUUUGUUUCUCUCUCUCCUUCCUCUCUCUAUCCAUUUCACCCUCUCUGACUUCAUCACUUUGUGCAAUUCUAUCCUUCACUUGCCUUUUGACCCAUUCUCUUCCCUGGCCCCUCUAUCUCUCCCUCCCUCCUCUAUCUCUCCCUCCUCUAUCUCUCCCUCCCUCCCCUUUUCCAUUUUUGGCCACCUCUUUUUUUUAUUUUCCUCUCGGUCUCCUUUUCCUCCUUCUCUCCCCAGGUCUUGAGAAAGUGACCAUCCAGCUGAACUUGGAGGCGGAGUUUCAUUUCACCCACCUCAUCAUGACCUUCAAGGUAACCAAUGGAGAUGCCGGGUCAGAGGGCUCGCUGUGGGGGAGCGUGGGUAGUGUGUAAGGGGAUGCUGGCUGGCCUGUCUACUCUGCAGAUUAGCACAAGGCUUGGCCUGGGAGGUCUCCCACACACAUAUAUCCCCCAGCUGUGUGUGAGCCUGAGGAAUGUGGAACAGACCGCCCACCCGUCUGGGGUUGUUCGUUCCACACAGAUCUAGUCUGUAUCACUUUACUCACAAUUGCAGCUCAUUUAGGCUGUGUAACAGCACUUUUGUAAGAGCGCCAAUAUUGAACUCAACUGUGUCAUCAAUCCUGUGUGACAAAUACAGCUGAAAUACAAAUGUGAGAUCAAGUUCCAGUUAUGAAUAAAUGUAUUGUAACAGACAUUCCCAAUGGGUAGCAGCUUAGGAAGGAUGUAAAGGAACAUGCCAGAAUCUGCCGCUGUUAUCCAUAGAUCUUUCAACAUAAACAUGUUCACAUAGUAUGACUCAACUUUCAUUGUAGUUAUGGUAUAAUAGUAUCUCAUUUUAUUAGAUAAGUUCACACCUGUAUAUCUCGCCUGGCACUCACGUCAUCUUUGAUUACAGCGGAUGAUGUUAGUUUAGAAAAAGUUGGUAAUUUUCCAGAUGUACUCCUGUUCAAAUUGCUGGUAGUAACCUCAGUGUGAAGGUAUAUCAUCAAGGUGCAUAAGUAUGGUUUCUUCUCCACGACAGACCUUCCGGCCUGCUGCAAUGGUGAUCGAGCGCUCGGCUGACUUUGGGAAGAACUGGCAGGUGUACCGCUACUUUGCAUACGACUGUGAGGCGGCAUUCCCUGCGAUAUCCCCAGGGCCCAUGCAGAAAGUGGAUGACAUCAUCUGCGAUUCACAUUACUCCGACAUCGAACCAUCGACAGAGGGAGAGGUGUGUGUUCUGAAUUACUGGGUUUUGAGAGAGUCUAAAUUCUUUCAAUGUUAGGUUUAUACACUAAGUUUACAAAACAUUAAGAACACCUGCUCUUUCCAUGACAUAGACUGACCAGGUGAAUCCAGGUGAAAGCGGCAGGUUGCCUAGCGGUUAAGAGCGUUGGGCCAGUAACUGAAACGUCUCUGGUUUGAGUCCCUGAGCCAACUAGGUUAAAACUCUGGCUGUGCCCUUGAGCAAGGCACUUAACCCUAAUUGCUUCUGUAAAUCGCUCUGGAUAGGAGCGUCUGCUAAAUGACUAAAAUGUAAAUGUUAUUCAUGUCACUUAUUAGAUCCACUUCAAUCAGUGUAGAUGAAGGGGAGGAGACAGGUUAAAGAAUGAUUUUUAAGUGGCUUUGAACGGGCUAUGGUCGUAGGUGCCAGGCGCACCGGUUUAUGUCAAGAACUGCAACGCUUCUGGAUUUUUCCCGUGUGUAUCACGAAUGGUCCACCACCCAAAGGACAUCCAACCAACUUGACACAACUGUGGGAAGCAUCGGAGUCAACAUGGGCCAGCAUCCCUGUGAAAUGCUUUCGACACCUUGUAGAGUCCAUGCCCUGACGAAUUGAGGCUGUUCUGAGGGGGUUGGGGUGCAACUCAAUAAUAGGAAGCUGUUCUUAAUGUUUUGUACACUCAGUGUAUGUUAAGUAAUUAAUUGUAGCUAAGUAAUAACUAAUCACAUACAGUGCCUUCGAAAAGUAUUCAGAACCCUUGACUUUUUCCACAUUUUGUUACAUUACAGCCUUAUUCUAAAAUUGAUUAAAUAAAUAACAAUCCUCAGCAAUCUACACACAAUACCCAAUAAUGACAAAGCAAAAACAGGUUUUUGAAAUGUUUGCACAUUUAUUAAAAAUAAAAAACAGAAAUACCUUAUUUACAUAAGUAUUCAGACCCUUUGCUAUGAGACUCGAAAUUGAGCUCAGGUGGAUCCUGUUUGAUCAUCCUUGAGAUGUUUCUACAACUUGAUUGGAGUCCACCUUUGGUCAAUUCAAUUGAUUGGACAUUAUUUGGAAAGGCACACAUCUCUCUAUAUAAGGUCCCACAGUUGACAGUGCAUGUCAGACCAAAAACCAAGCCAAAAGGUCGAAGGAAUUGUCUGUGGGGCUCCGAGACAGAAUCUGGGGAAGGGUACCAAAACAAUUCUGCAGCAUUGAAGGUCCCCAAGAACACAGUGGCCUCCAUCAUUCUUAAAUGGAAGAAGUUUAGAACCACCAAGAUUCCUAGAACUGGCCGCCCGGCCAAACUGAGCAAUCGGGGGAGAAGGGCCUUGGUCAGGGAGGUGACCAAGAACCCAAUGGUCACGCUGACAGAGCUCCAGAGUUCCUCUGUGGAGAUGGGAGAACCUUCCAGAAGGACAACCAUCUCUGCAGCGCUCCACCAAUCAGGCCUUUAUGGUAGAGUGGCCAGACGUAAGCCACUCCUCAGUAAAAGGCACAUGACAGCCUGCUUGGUGUUUGCCAAAAGGCACCUAAAGGACUCUCAGACCAUGAGAAAGAAGAUUCUCUGGUCUGAUGAAACCAAGAUUGAACUCUUUGGCCUGAAUGCCAAGCGUCACGUCUGAAGGAAACCUGGCACCAUCCCUACAGUGCAGCAUGGUGGUGGCAGAAUUUUUCAGACUGGGUGAAGGUUCACCUUCCAACAGGACAACGACCCUAAGCACACAGCCAAGACAACGCAGGAGUGGCUUCGGGACAAGUCUCUGAAUGUCCUUGAGUGGCCCAGCCAGAGGCCGUCCUUAAACCUGAUCGAACAUCUCUGGAGAGACCUGAAAAUAGCUGUGCAGCAACGCUCCCCAUCCAACCUGGCAGAGCUUGAGAGGAUUUGCAGAGAAGAAUGGGAGAAACUCCCCAAAUACAGGUGUGCCAAGCUUGUAGUGUCAUACCCAAGAAGACUCAAGGCUGUAAUCGCUGCCAAAGGUGCUACAACAAAGUACUGAGAAAAGUGUCUGAAUAUUUGUAGUAUUUGUAAUGUAAUAUUUCAGUUUUUAUUUAUUUAUUAAUUAGCAAAAAUGUAUAAAAACCUGUUUUUGCUUUGUCAUUAUGGGGUAUUGUGUGUAGACUGAUGAGGGAAAAAAACAAUUGAAUCAAUUUUAGAAUAAGGCUGUAACCUAACUAAAUGUGGAAAAAGUCAAGGGGUCUGAAUACUUUCCGAAGGCACUGUAUAUGACACAAUAUGCUGGAUGUCUUGAGAGAAAAGAAGCCAUUGAAAGUAGAGUGUAAUCCCACUGACUGUAAACCCAUCUGUCUCUGUAGGUCAUCUUCCGAGUUUUGGAUCCAGCUUUCCGUAUUGAAGAUCCCUACAGCCCCAGAAUCCAAAGUAAGUUCCAGUGAUGAUAUGUGUACUUAAUGGUUUAUAUCUGCUAGUAAGGUGUUCUUUUUAUCCUUCCCAUGUUUUGGAAAAUACCAGCUAUGUGUUGCCUAUUAGCCAACUAAACUGCAAAACACUAUUAUACGCAUAAUGACCUCAAGGCUAAUAAUCUACAAGCUAACGGCUAACACAUGUUUCUGAAUGAUUCAGACAUGUUGAAGAUCACCAACCUGAGGGUGAAGUUCACCAAGCUGCACACCCUGGGAGACAACCUGCUGGACUCCCGCAUGGAGAUCAAGGAGAAGUACUACUACGCUGUCUACGACAUGGUGGUCCGGGGUAACUGCUUCUGCUACGGACACGCCUCCGAGUGCGCCCCCGUCGACGGGGCUGGGGAUGGAGUGGAGGGCAUGGUGAGUUCUCCUUGAUAAGAUUGUCGUAGUUUUCAUCAGGUCUCCUUAUUUGUGGAAGUUUGUGCACUUUGUGUUUGUGUGUGUGUGUGUGUUUGUUGCUGUUUAAGAACAACUCUGUUUGUGUUGGUGAAAGUGUGUGGGUCUACAUCUGUGUGUGCUUGCGCGACUUUGUUUGUGUAUUUGCGGACAACGUGUCAAUGUGUGUGUAUGCCAGGGAGAGAAAAAGGCAAACAAUGCAGUUCCUGUUUAGUCUCUGCUACAGCCUGUCUGCCUGUCUGUCUGUCUGUCUGUCUGCCUGUCUGCGGAAAGGCUGCUCUGUCUUUUGUUCACUUUUAUUAUACAGGCUAUUCACCAGGAAAGAGGAAAGUAACCCUAUUUAGAUGAGUCAAACUCUCCUCUUCCUCUGUCAGUGUUUUUCAAAUUGAUUCCCUCACAUUACAACGUCUUAAAGACUUAACAAGAUACAGUAACACCUUGCCUGAGGAGGCCUAACAUAAAAGCUACAUAACCCUGUCAUAAGAGUGGCAUCGUGCCUUUUAUAACGACACCAAACUUGGCACGUAUCUGUUAUUUUGUUGAAGGUUUUAUUAUUGAAUUGUUAGUUUGAUCAUUUUAACCGGAUCCAAGUGUGUCUGUCUGUCAGCGUAUUGGCAUUUGUCCCCUCAGUUUAAUGCAGACCAGAUGAGAGCUAGCCGACACUGUUAACAUGUCCUGCUGCCAUCUGGAAUGGGAAUACACGGAUAGAGCUGUAGGAAAAAAACGAUAUCUUGCGCAACUGCUCCUUUUGUCUCUAGUUUCCCCUUGCUUUUGCACUGAUAUCUCAGCUGUAAUUGACCAUGAUGGCCAAAGGAAGUUGACUCAAAUACCACUGUUCCACCAGAGGCCUGGGUCUCUGUACAGUAGUUGAUAAGGCCCUGAACUAUACUAUUAAACCCUGAAUAUGGCCUGUGAAAUCAUUUUAAGGUGGAUAUCCAUAGAUCAUUUGUGUUCGUAGUUUAUGCACAUGAAUAAGAGAUGAAGUAAUAGCUUAUUCACUGCUUAUAAGUGCGUACUAAAUGUUUAAUUCAGUUGCUCGCCUCCAUUUCUGUAUGAUUUUCUCAAGGUCCAUGGCCACUGUAUGUGCAACCACAACACCAUGGGGCUAAACUGUGAGAAGUGUCAGGACUUCUACCACGACCUGCCCUGGAGACCAGCCAAGGGACGCAACACCAAUGCCUGUAAAAGUAUGCCUUUUUACCCUAACAUAUUUUUUUACUAAAGGGGAAUAUUAUAGCUUGUGGUCAACCUUACAAUAGAUCGCUUGUGAUGACUGCAGUGUCUGCUCAGUCAGUUUACAACCAUCCAACUGCCUUUUUAUAAACACUGUGAAUCAACGUUGUCUGUUUUCCCCCUCUCUCUCUCUCGCUCUCUCUCUGCAGAGUGUAACUGUAACCAGCACUCAGGCUUGUGUCACUUCGACAUGGCAGUGUAUGUAUCUACGGGUAACGUGAGCGGCGGUGUGUGUGACGAGUGCCAGCACAACACCAUGGGUUACAACUGUGAACAGUGCAAGCCUUUCUACUACCAACACCCAGAGAGGGACAUCCGUGACCCUAGCAUCUGUGAACGUAAGUCGAACCCUGAACCUCCAAUUCCAACCCCCUCUACGGCUCCCCUCCCCUCCACACCCCACCAUCCAAACCCAGCCUUCACCUCUCUACCUCCAUCCAUCCUGUUAUAUUCUCCCCCAUUACUCCUCCACCUCUUGAACCUCUGUUUCUUCAACUCUACCUCCAUCCUUGUAUGUUUCUCCACCACUUUACUCCAUCCCCCACUCAUCCUCAUCUCGUCCGUGACUCUGUCUGUCUCUCUUUAGAAUUAUAUAUUUUCAUAUUUUCCCUUCCUCCCAUCUGGCUCUUUGAUCCUGCCUCUGUGAUCUGGAUGUGAGAGAGAACACCUGGGCUUUGAGGCUGUAUCAGCCAAAGCAGCGCGGUCUUCCUUUAACCCCAAACCCCUAUAUGGUGUAGAAGAGACCCUUCUCAUAUGCCACCUCCCCCCUUUCAUGGCUCUCUGGGUAGAAAUUGACAUCAGGCUGCAGGAGAUGCAUACCUGAUUUCAGAUUAGCAUCUAGGGAGAACUUCAUCUCAGUCUGCGUUGAUGUGUGAAUAAUGGGCUUGUUAGAGUUUUCAUUUGUCUCCAGUGUUUUGAGUCCUUGUGUGUGUGUGUGGUGUGUGAGAGAACUUCCAUUAUUACUUUGUAAGCCUUUUUUCUACCAUUUUGUUUUAAGUUUGGUCAUUUUGUUAGCCUGCAGAUAGCUACAGUUAAGCACACAAAUUAUUGAAGCAGAUGUAGGAACAUUUUUGAAGGGAUUUUCAAAUAACCUUCAGAAGUUACAGUAUGUUCCCUUCUUCAAGAGGAACAUAUCAAAUACUUCACAUUGAUAUUGACUUUGACCAUUUCCUUUUACUUGUUCAUUUUGACUUACUUUCCAUUCCAUGAAUGUGGACUUGACCAUUUAUUUCUUCGUCCUGUUAGCUAGUCACCAUUGUAGCUUUUCUACUCCACUAGUUCCAUGCACAAUAUCCCAUUUUACAUCAGAAUUCCUAACUCAAUGUUCCUGAUGAUUCCCAUCUCUUCGUAGCAUGUAAUUGUGAUCCGGUGGGCUCUCUGAACGGCGGGAUCUGUGACAGGAUGACUGAUGUGUCGUCUGGACUGAUUGCUGGCCAGUGUCGCUGCAAGCCCAAUGUGGAGGGAGAGUACUGUGACCAGUGCAAACAGGCCCACUAUGGCCUGGGUGACCACCCUCUGGGCUGCCUGGGUAAGUACACACACACACAUUCACACACACAUUCACACACACGUCUUGGGUUUUUCAAGUCCUUGCAUAGGCUUUUUCAAGCUGUGUAUUUCGGCAUUUUAUUUGAAUAACUAAACUUUGUUGUUUUUCCCAGCCUGCACCUGUAAUGCCCUGGGGACAGUUCCUGGAGGGAGUCCGUGUGAUACAGACUCAGGGGACUGUUUCUGCAAACGCCUGGUCACAGGGAGAAACUGUGACCAGUGUAUGGUAAGGAAUCCUGUUCUGAUGAUUUAGUUACUUUGUACACAACACUCAAGCUCAACUGUGCUAACUGAUAGACCAAAAGGUUAGCCCUGUCACUCUGUGAGAGUCAGUUGACUUAUCAUCACCAAUGGCCACUAGCGCUUCACUAGCCAGCUAGUUACACAUCUGCUACAUACGUUCUGUAAGUGUUUUGAUCGUUUGGUUUGGUCGUUACCAAGGCUGUAAAUCUUUGGGACAUUAAACACCCUCUGGGUUGUAACGAGACUGGUACAUCCGUCCACAGCUUGGAAACAGCUUUUGCAGUGAAACAUAGGGGGGAGGUCAUUAACAACGUGUCAUUAAAGGAGUGUUUUUGACAAUGUGUGUGUGUCCUACAGCCUCAGCACUGGGGGCUCAGCAAUGACAUGGAUGGCUGCAGACCAUGUGAUUGUGACCUGGGUGGAGCCCUCAAUAACGAGUGAGUUCAAAGUUCACCUCUCUAAUUCACUUAUCUAAAUGCCUGUCUGUUACCCAAUUUACUUAAACAAUUCUUCAUACUUAAACAAUUCUUCAUACUUUCUUUUUUGAUACAACCACAGAAGUCUUCAAACUGAGUGUUACCUUAAUGUUGAAUCUUUUAAACUGUAAUUGAACUCGGUCUGUAACAUUCCCUCCUUGUCCUCUCUCUCUGACUCCAGCUGUUCUCAGGAGACUGGCCAGUGUGCGUGUAGAGAACACAUGUUUGGCCGGCACUGUGACCAGGUGGAGUCAGGCUUCUACUUCAUCGCCCUGGACCACUACACCUACGAGGCCGAGGACGCCAAGUUUGGACCUGUGAGUUACCUUUGAACUUUUGUUAUUGACUUUCUUCUAAGGCCUAUGGGGUCGGUGGUGAUUCCUAUGUAACACACGGGAUAUGAACCUGGAUCUCUCACGGGAGCAACCAACAUCUUAGACCAAGAGGGAAUUCCUUCUAGGGACACUGGUUUUUAAGUUGGCAUUCAGGACUACCUCAUUACGUGACCAUGAGAGACCACCCCACGUUGGGCGCCAAUGCAACACGUGGGAUAUGAACCCAGGUCCCCCACGGGAGCAACCAACUCUUAGACCAAUAGGAAAUUUAUGUCCGCUACACCUACUCACCUUUUGUCUUUCUCACCCUCUAUUUUCCUCUCCCUCUCUUCUUCCUCCAGGGUGUGACAGUAGUGCAGAGACCUCACCCUCAGGACCGUAGCCCCACCUGGACAGGGAUAGGUUUUGUCAACGUUCCCGAGGGGGCCUACAUGGAGUUCUCCAUUGACAACAUCCCCCACUCCAUGGAGUACGAUAUCCUCAUCCGUUACGAGCCUCAGGUCAGCUUCGGCACAUAUCACAUAUCCACCUACAUGGGGUCAUUUCCCUACCCUUGUUUACCUGUUUACCAAUGUCUAUGUACUUGUUGUGUUGGCGUAGUUACCAGACCAGUGGGAGGAGGUGUUGAUGACGGUGAUGCGGCCCAGUUUGAUUUCAGCAGACAGUCGCUGUGCCAACACCAUGCCUGACGACGACAACCAGAUGAUAUCCCUCCACCCCGGAUCACGGUAAACACACACCGCCUCCUCUGUCUGAGUGUAUGUGUUGGUGGGAGGGGGACUGUUGGGUAACUGGUGGGUGCAUGUGAGAGUGAGUGAUGGACUCUGUCUGUAUAUUAGGUAUAUUCUGAGUCUGUGUAUGCACACUGGAGGUUCCCCUGUAGCACAUUGGGAACACUGAUUUAGUGUGUGUGUGUGUCAUAGGAGUAUUUGAAAGUGUGUGUUCUUUUCUGAAAUCCAUCUUUGUCUUGUCUCCUCAGAUAUGUGGUGCUCCCCAGACCAGUGUGUUUCGAGGCAGGGAUGAACUACACUGUUCGUCUGAGCCUGCCCCUCUACUCUGCACUCAGCGACGUCCAGUCCCCAUAUACACUCAUCGACUCGGUUAGUUCCCACACACACACACUGUCAAACACAUAGUCACAACUCUGACUUUUGCUUAAAAUAUCCAUCAAUGUCAAUUGUAGACUUAGGCAGAAAUUUCAGCUACUAGGAUUUCAUAUUAGGAUUGGGCCCUUACUGACUCCAUACUAAAUCUCAUUCCAUCUUCUGUAUCUCUCUUCCCGGUCUGUAGAUUGUGCUGAUGCCCCACUGUAAGAACCUGGAGAUCUUCACUGGUUCUGAGGGAGGUGACGUGGCCACCAACAGUGCCUGGGACAUGUUCCAGCGCUACCGCUGUCUGGAGAACAGCCAGAGCGUAGUGAAGACCCCCUCCACAGACAUCUGUCAUAACUUCAUCUUCAGCGUAUCUGCUCUGCUGCACCAGGGAGCUAAAGGUAUGGGACCGCACUACAGUUAUAUAUUCUUCAACAUACUUGUAUGCUCAUGUAUGUGAGCAUAGACUAAAGGUCAAAAUGGGGGGGGGUUUAACUAAAGGUCUUUGUUAGGGUUGAAUGGCGGGAACCCGGUUACCGAGAUUUACCGCCCAAAACCACUCCCUUUUCCCGGGAUAAUUAACUGCGAGAAACUGGUAAAUUAUAAAAAGGGUCUACGGCCCUCUCUCCGCAUCUCUGCAUGAUCAAUCAUCAACACUCAGGGUAGGAUAAUACAGCCCAUCUCAGUAUGGAGCGCAGUUCACUAUGCUUGCAGACCUAUCAUCUCAUCAUGGUAACUUUGUUGUUGUGACAAGUAGACCUACAUUUGCUGCAGCAUAGCCUAUGCUACAGUAAUAUAAAGACCGAAUGCGCUUCUAAUUUACCCAUCUCCAUCUGGCUUUCGGGGGUCACCUUAUUUUUGAAUUGUAAUUUAAUUGUAAUUUGAAUUGUAAAGAUUGUUUUUAAUUGCAGCUGCGUAGUUUUAAAACAGUGUAUCACUCGAAUAAUGUUGCUUUAAAUCAGUGCACGCACGAGCACUCUCUCGCAGUCUUUCUCAAUUCCAUUCAAAUUGCCUCCAAAAUAGAUAAUCCUGUUCAAGAUUGAUAUAGGCAUAUACAGUGCAUUCAGAAAGUAUUCAGACCCCUUCACUUUUUUUACAUUUGUUUUCGUUACAGCCUUAUUCUAAAAUGGAUUAAAUAAAAAUACAUCCUCAUCUAUCUACACACAAUACCCAAUAAUGACAAAGCAAAAACAGGUUUUUAGAAAUGUUUGCAAUUGGACAUGAUUUGGAAAGGCACACACCUGUCUAUGUAAGGUCCCACAGUUCACAGUGCGUGUCAGAGCAAAAACCAAGCCAUGAGGUUGAAGGAAUUGUCCAUAGAGCUCCGAGACAGGAUUGUUGAGGCACAGAUCUGGGGAAGGGUACCAAAACAAUUCUGCACCAUUGAAGUUCCCCAAGAACACAGUGGCCUCCAUCAUUCUUAAAUGGAAGAAGUUUGGAACCACCAAGACUCUUCCUAGAGCUGGCCGCCCGGCCAAACUGAGCAAUCGGGGGAGAGGGGCCUUGGUCAGGGAGGUGACCAAGAACCUGAUGGUCACUCUGACAGAGCUCCGGAGUUCCUCUGUUGAGAUGGGAGAACCUUCCAGAAGGACAACCAUCUCUGCAGCACUCUACCAAUCAGGCCUUUAUGGUAGAGUGGCCAGACGGAAGCCACUCCUCAGUAAAAGGCACAUGACAGCCUGCUUGGAGUUUGCCAAAAGGCACCUAAAGGACUCUCAGACCAUGAUAAACAAGAUUCUCUGGUCUGAUGAAACCAAGAUUGAACUCUUUGGCCUGAAUGCCAAGCUUCACAUCUGGAGGAAACCAGGCACCGCUCAUCACCUGGCCAAUACCAUGUCUACGGUGAAGAAUGGUGGUGGCAGCAUCAUGCUGUGGGGAUGUUUUUCAGCGGCAGGGACUGGGAGACCAGUCAGGAUCGAGGGAAAGAUGAACGGAGCAAAGUACAGAGAGAUCCUUGAUGAAAACCUGCUUCAGAACGCUCAGGACCUCAGACCGGGGCGAAGGUUCACCUUCCAACAGGACAACGACCCUAAGCACACAGCCAAGACAAUGCAGGAGUGGCUUCGGGACAAGUCUCUGAAUGUCCUUGAGUGGCCCAGCCAGAGCCCGGACUUGAACCCGAUCGAACAUCUCUGGAGAGACCUGAAAAUAGCUGUGCAGUGACGCUCCCCAUCCAACCUGACAGAGCUUGAGAGGAUCUGCAGAGAAGAAUGGGAGAAACUCCCCAAAUACAGGUGUGCCAAGCUUGUAGCGUCAUACCCAAGAAGACUCGAGGCUGUAAUCGCUGCCAAAGGUGCUUCAACAAAGUACUGAGUAAAGGGUCUGAAUACUUAUGUAAAUGUGAUAUUUGCAAAAAUUUCUAAAAACCUGUAUUUGCUUUGUCAUUAUGGGGUAUUGUGUGUACAUUGAUGAGGGAAAAAAACAAUUUAAUCCAUUUUAGAAUAAGGCUGUAACAUAACAAAAUAUGGAAAAAGUGAAGGGAUCUGAAUACUUUCCGAAUGCACUGUAUUUAGAUGUCCUAGCCUACCUCUUUCAGAUAAUAAAUUAAAUGCAGUAUUAGCCAUAUAUUUAGCUAAUGAAUUAUAUGUUCUGCAUAAUAAGCUUCUAACUUAUAGCCUCUGUCUCUUGCGCAAUACGCACGCACCUGUUUUCUGCUGGCCUCCUUAAAAAAACGCUCCUUAGACCCAUGCAAGAAAAGCUACACUAGAAUAGCUUGCUGGACAUUUUUUGUUUUGCAUUUCUUAUACCUAUAGAUUAUUCUAUUGGUAACUCCUGAGUGGCGCAGUGGUCUAAGGCACUGCAUCGCAGUGCUAACUGUGCCACUAGAGAUCCUGGUUCGAAUCCAGGCUCUGUCGCAGCCGGCCGCGACCGGGAGACUCAUGGGGCGGCGCACAAUUGGCCCAGCGUCGUCCAGGGUAGGGGAGGGAAUGGCCGGCAGGGAUGUAGCUCAGUUGAUAGAGCAUGGCGUUUGCAACGCCAGGGUUGUGGGUUCGAUUCCCACGGGGGGCCAUUAUAAAAAAAUAUGUAUUCACUAACUGUAAGUCGCUCUGGAUAAGAGCGUCUGCUAAAUGACUAAAAUGUAAAAUGUAAUUAUUCGAAGAGGGAUGCAAGAUCUUGUUUGCUGAAUGUUAAAUACCGCAGCCAAUAGAACUCGUGGGUAGUUUGAAAGAAGAGCGAAUGCACGAUGGCGGUAGGCUAUAGCAUUUAUUCAGACCCAUAACCAUUCAAUCUUCGUGAAGAGAAGUGAAAGCCAUCUGCAUUUAAUUCUAGUCCUAUAUUAUGCAAGCAUGUCAUUAGAAUGAUGAAGAUAAGGACAACAAAACGUAUUUAAUUUAACUGUUGAAUGCUAGGAAGGAAGCAACAAUAAAGUGAGAAAAGGAGGUAGGCUAUAACAUUAGGGGAAAUAUUAUGAAAGGUACUACAUUUACAUUACAUUUUAGUCAUUUAGUAGACGCUCUUAUCCAGAGCGACUUACAGUUAGUGAGUGCAUACAUUUUUCAUACUGGUCCCCCGUGGGAAACGAACCCACAACCCUGGCGUUGCCAGCGCCAUGCUCUACCAACUGAGCUACAGGGUACUAGCUACAUCUAUGGACUUUUAUGUUUUUAUGUUGUGUGUAAUGUGCAGUAGCCUAUACUGUAUAUCAUAUAUGUAUUGGAUAACGGCAUAACGGCUUUUUUGGGCUUGGGUUCAUCAAAUGUAUUUAAAAUAGGGCUCAUCAAAUGUAUUUAAUGUAUGGCUCAUCAGGCUCAGGUAGCAUCAGGCUUGAAUUUUUUAUCAAAGCGCUAAUCAAAUCCAGACAUAGGCCUAUUUAUAUUCUUUAUAUGCUUUUGAAUUACACUUCCGGUUUAGGCGGGAAAUAGCGAGUGGAACAUUUGCAAAAUACCUGGAAAAUAUUCAACCCUAGUCGUUGUCCCAAAGUCUGCAUGUGGUGCACAUUGUUUUGGAAAGACUGAAUUUCAUUCCAACGUUGACCUGCCACCUCUGUCUGGCAAUCAUCCCCAGUCAAUCUCCACAUAGACUCCCUAAACUAAAAGCCUCUGUCUUUCCUCUAACACAUCAGCAGUUUCCAUUCCUUUCUUUUCCUUGGGAACAUUCCUUUCCUGUCAUUCCUCUGUCAUUCUGUACCAUAUCCCCUCUUGUGUCUCUGGCACAUGGCAGUCAUCUCCGGUUUCCGACCCAUGCCACUCAUCAACAGUUACGCUAUGUCUCUAUCUCUCUAUAAUCUCCUCAUGUAUGGACCUGUAGCUUGAUUAUAGGCUCUCUCGGAUCCUGAAAUGCCCGUAGAGGAACUUUCUCAGCCCACAUCAGCAGUAAAUCUCCUACCCUGUCAGACGGAGUGAGAACUUGUCUGUACUGACAGGCUAUAGCAUAUACAGGGUUCAUGCUAUCAUAUGGAAGUUUUCACAUAGGUGGUCUGAUUUAGAAUAGAAGAGUAUAACAUAAUGUAAAAUAUAUAAUAGAACCAAAUACUCUAUCUUCUUUGAGGGGAACUUUUCUCACUCAUGGUCGGCGAAAACUAAUGAAAUGUAUAACAAAGCCAUACUGUAUAUGACGGUACCUACUUUGCAACAUAAUACUGUAGUUAGAUGUCUAGGUGAAGAGAAGUAAUUGUUAGGAUCAAAAUAUGAUGUAAGUGUGAUAUGCUUUGAUUGGCUUUGUAUUCAUUGUCUCUAGGAAUGCUGUCAGUAUUAGUUCAAAUCCUCCCAGCUGUGGAAGUCACAUUAUCUUGUCUCAAUUACCAUGUGGAGGUUGUUUGAGGUCUCCUGGACAGAUGUAGUUUCUGCACAUUGCUGCAGGUCUUCACAAAGCCAAUGUGGUUUCGUAGGUCCCUUUUAAGUCUUACCCCAGCCUUAGCAGAUGAUAAAGAUCAGAGUGUCUUCAAGAUCUGCGUGCAAUAAUCUAGCCCAUAGAUCAGUUCACCUCCCUUAGAUCUGAAGGUCCUCACAUUGCUGUGGUGUCCCCUUAUUAAAGCUGGACUCCUUAGUUGCUACAUCCAUUAUUGGACAUAAAUUAAUGAUAUAUACCCAUUGAUUCUUGAAGAAUAGAACUUAUAAAUGCCUCAUGAGCUUAGUUCAACUGUCGUACCCCAUCAGAACCCAAAAUAGAAGCUUGUUUUACUCCAAUGAUUGUAAACAAUGUAAAUGUAAAGGAACACUGUCCCACUGGGCAAAAACUGGUUGAAUCAACAUUGUUUCCACGUCAUUUCAACCAAAAAAUCCAAUGUGAUGAUGUUGAAACAACAAAAUGUAAGGGAAUUUUGUAUUUUUGUCAACUUUUAACCUUAAUCCAAUGACAGGGUGACAUUUGUUGUUGAUUUCACGUUGAAUUCACACUAGUUGACAACUCAACCAAAUAUAAAUCAAAGCUAGACAUUGAACUGAUGUCUGUGCCCACAUGGUUACAACUAUAAUUUUUAUAUCAUGGAUGGUCAGUCCUUGCAUCCAUAACACUGUUAAUAUAUAUUUUUUUAGAGUUGUUACAUUUCACCAGGCCCAUCCCUCUGCUUUUUACCAAACACAGACAGGGUGACCACUUUGUUAUUGUUUCAAUUCUAGCUUUAAGCCACAGUGGUUUAGAGGUGCUUCAGAAGUCCCAGGCGAGUUUUGAUUUAUGAGGACAGCAGAGACUUCAGAGGAUAAUGUUGAAGGAGUCCAGGCUUGGGCAGAGUCUGGCUCAGAGCAUAUCAUUACCCGCUAUCCAGGAAGAACUUUGGGGGAUGUUUAGUUCAUAUAGGGGCACAAAACUCACACUCUAAGGUUGCAUGUACUUAAGCUUGCGCGCGCACACACACCACACACACACAUUCCCAUGCUUGCCUAAAAUCCCCCUCCCCUGACGUGACCUAGUGAAUACCAGUUCACUCGUCUCUCUCCUCCACUCAUGGACUCACUGUCCUCUAUGGAAUGUCUGGUACCCCUCUCUCUCUUUCCACUCGUCUGUUGAGAAGGAUACGGUGCCUUUGUCAGCCUGUCAGUGUGAUAGAUUAUAGAAGGUGUUGUUGAUUAAAUACCUCAGUCGCCCUUAAUGAAACAAACCUUUGUCAGCAUGUCAAAGGCAAGAUAUAUUGAGGUAAAAUAUAUUGCGACAAAGGGUUAACCAGGGUUUUAUGUACAGUCAGUACUUAUACCAUAUUCAAAACUGUUUGAGUGAAAUACCUUACUCAUGUAUCCAGCAGCAACUAUUGCCCCCAUUUGAACAGAUCAUUCCAGAUUGUGUGUUUAACUAACUUUUAAGCCCAUUCCCCCACUCUCUCUUUAACAUUUCCUCCUGUCUCCAUUUUUCCAGCAUGCCAGUGUGACCCGCAGGGCGCCCUCAGCACGGUGUGUGACGCCAGUGGCGGGCAGUGCCAGUGUCGCCCCAACGUGGUGGGCAGGAACUGUGACAAGUGUGCCCCUGCCACGUACCUGUUUGGACCCAGCGGCUGCAGACGUAAAUUUGACUAAAUGAAAAGGCUGCCAUUUAGUAUUGCACAAUUACAGGCACUGAAUCUGGUACUUAUCACUCUCUUUGCUCUCCCCCUCUCUCCCCGCAGCCUGUGAUUGCAGUCCCCAGGGAUCGGAGGAUGCGUUCUGCCACGAGGCCACAGGCCAGUGUGUGUGUAUCCCCGGGGCGUACAGCCGUCAGUGUGACCGCUGUCUGCCGGGUCACUGGGGCUUCCCCAACUGUCGCCUCUGCACCUGCAACGGCCACACAGAGCAGUGCGACCCCUACUCCGGAAAGUGCCUGGGCUGCCGAGAACAGACCACUGGACACAAUUGCGAGAGGUCAGCCAGGGGUCAAUGUGGGUUGAGGAGUCAGGCGUCAAGGGUUAAGGAAGCUCAUUGGUGUAUGUCUGGAUGGGUGGGCAUUACAAUGGGUCCUUGGGAGUCAGUCGGUCGUCUAAAUCUCCCUGUAGCAUAAAGCCACUUAACAACUUUGAUUUGUUUUGUUAGUGUCUAUAAUAAAGACAUGUAUGUGAAUGAUAGAGUGAUAGAUACCACCUUUUGCCUUUUUCCCUACAGGUGUCUGGAUGGUUACUACGGCGACCCCAUCCUGGGUUCAGGCGACCAUUGUCGGCCCUGUAUGUGUCCGGAUGGGCCCGGCAGCGGGCGACAGUUUGCCGGCGGAUGUUACCGCGGUCUGGACUCCCACUACCAGGUGUUCUGUAUCUGCAGCCCCGGGUACAGAGGUAGGCAGCCAAUAACAACCACCUGCCAAGAUUUAUAGAGCACCUAGUAAACUAGUGGAGCAUGGCAGGAUUACUUAUUAGACUUGUUCCAUGCUUCCUAUGGAACAAGUCUGAACAGAAUCAUUCAGACUUGUUCCCUAGGAAGCAGAAGAUUUGUAUGCAUUCAUGUUGAAGCUUGAGGUGACUUUCCAUGAUGUAUAGCUGCCUGCAAUGUACAGUCACAGUUUGAUAUAUAGAUUGUUUGACAGGAGGGAAUACAGCAGGGUUGUGCUCAAUUCAGAAUUGAAUUAGAAUUGAGGUAGUAAAGAGGAUACAGAAUUGCAAUUCAAAUUUGAAUUAAAGGAAAUAGAAUAAAAUUCAAUGAAAUUCAAAUGCCUCUUCUAUUAUAUACAGUGGGGGAAAAAAGUAUUUAGUCAGCCACCAAUUGUGCAAGUUCUCCCACUUAAAAGAUGAGAGAGGCCUGUAAUUUUCAUCAUAGGUACACGUCAACUAUGACAGACAAAAUGAGAUUUUUUUUCUCCAGAAAAUCACAUUGUAGGAUUUUUUAUGAAUUUAUUUGCAAAUUAUGGUGGAAAAUAAGUAUUUGGUCAAUAACAAAAGUUUCUCAAUACUUUGUUAUAUACCCUUUGUUGGCAAUAACACAGGUCAAACGUUUUCUGUAAGUCUUCACAAGGUUUUCACACACUGUUGCUGGUAUUUUGGCCCAUUCCUCCAUGCAGAUCUCCUCUAGAGCAGUGAUGUUUUGGGGCUGUCGCUGGGCAACACAGACUUUCAACUCCCUCCAAAGAUUUUCUAUGGGGUUGAGAUCAGGAGACUGGCUAGGCCACUCCAGGACCUUGAAAUGCUUCUUACGAAGCCACUCCUUCGUAGCCCGGGCGGUGUGUUUGGGAUCAUUGUCAUGCUGAAAGACCCAGCCACGUUUCAUCUUCAAUGCCCUUGCUGAUGGAAGGAGGUUUUCACUCAAAAUCUCAUGAUACAUGGCCCCAUUCAUUCUUUCCUUUACACGGAUCAGUCGUCCUGGUCCCUUUGCAGAAAAACAGCCCCAAAGCAUGAUGUUUCCACCCCCAUGCUUCACAGUAGGUAUGGUGUUCUUUGGAUGCAACUCAGCAUUCUUUGUCCUCCAAACACGACGAGUUGAGUUUUUACCAAAAAGUUAUAUUUUGGUUUCAUCUGACCAUAUGACAUUCUCCCAAUCCUCUUCUGGAUCAUCCAAAUGCACUCUAGCAAACUUCAGACGGGCCUGGACAUGUACUGGCUUAAGCAGGGGGACACGUCUGGCACUGCAGGAUUUGAGUCCCUGGCGGCGUAGUGUGUUACUGAUGGUAGGCUUUGUUACUUUGGUCCCAGCUCUCUGCAGGUCAUUCACUAGGUCCCCCCGUGUGGUUCUGGGAUUUUUGCUCACCGUUCUUGUGAUCAUUUUGACCCCACGGGGUGAGAUCUUGCGUGGAGCCCCAGAUCGAGGGAGAUUAUCAGUGGUCUUGUAUGUCUUCCAUUUCCUAAUAAUUGCUCCCACAGUUGAUUUCUUCAAACCAAGCUGCUUACCUAUUGCAGAUUCAGUCUUCCCAGCCUGGUGCAGGUCUACAAUUUUGUUUCUGGUGUCCUUUGACAGCUCUUUGGUCUUGGCCAUAGUGGAGUUUGGAGUGUGACUGUUUGAGGUUGUGGACAGGUGUCUUUUAUACUGAUAACAAGUUCAAACAGGUGCCAUUAAUACAGGUAACGAGUGGAGGACAGAGGAGCCUCUUAAAGAAGAAGUUACAGGUCUGUGAGAGCCAGAAAUCUUGCUUGUUUGUAGGUGACCAAAUACUUAUUUUCCACCAUAAUUUGCAAAUAAAUUCAUUAAAAAUCCUACAAUGUGAUUUUCUGGAAUUUCUUUUCUCAAUUUGUCUGUCAUAGUUGACGUGUACCUAUGAUGAAAAUUACAGGCCUCUCUCAUCUUUUUAAGUGGGAGAACUUACACAAUUGGUGGCUGACUAAAAAUGUUUUUUCCCCACUGUAUUAGGUAUAGUCUACAGUAUAUAAAUAUAGAUUUUGUACAUAAAACAUCAAACAUGUCAUUAUAUACAUGCAUAUAAAAUAUUGAUGAAUAUCAAGGAAAACAAAACCUGUAUAUGAAUAUGCUAAGUUAUUAUAUUUCAUUAAUCACUUAAAUUUGCUUCAAUAUGGGGAACAUACUACAUUUACAAGAAUGCAUUAGUUUAACCCUUAAGUUGAUCCUAAAGCCUUCAAAAAGAAGCAAAACAAAUUAAAUGGUUGAUGGAAAUAUAAUUGGCUAUUUUAAGCACUAAGGUUAAAAGAGUAUAUGAACAUUGUUUCCAGAGAAAAGUGAUAUAUUCCUUGGUAUCUGGAAGUGUGACCUGUCAGAUUAAAUGAAACACAUUCUAUGACUGACUGGAAUUUAUUUGAAUUGCACUGAAUUCAUUCUACAUCCUGUGGGGUGUGGCCAAUUCAAUUCGAAUUUCAGCUCAUGAGUGUAAUGGGAGUCAAUUCCAAAAUUCUGAAUUGAGCACAACCCUGGCAUACAGUAUGUUAUUGUUGAAGUAAAUAUAUAGGCAGUCAUUAUUUCUGAUAGUGUGGCUAGGUGAAUAGAUUGUUGUUGUAGAGGUGAGUGAUGACACACUUAUUCUGGUGAAGGGGUUAUUAAGCAUUUUUUCCCCCUUCACCCUUUACCUCUUGUUCCUUCUCUCUUCCUUUGUCUUUCCCUCUCCCCUACAGGUGCCAGAUGUGAGGAGUGUGCUCCAGGUUACUAUGGAAACCCCCAUGAGAACAGCGGGCAGUGCCAACCCUGCCAGUGCAACAACAACAUUGACAUGCUGGAUCAGGAGUCCUGUGAUGCCAGAACGGGUGAAUGUCUCAAAUGUCUCUAUCACACUGAGGGUCAGGGCUGCCACAGCUGCAAGCUGGGUUACUAUGGAGAUGCCCUCACACAAAACUGCAGAAGUGAGUAAAAAUAGUUAACUUGCAUUUCUUUGUUAUUUGUUUGUCGUAUCAAUGUGAGGUGAAGUAGUUGUCAUUGUCCAAUUGCCAACCUGCUAGCAACGUAACUUCUCUCCCUCAGAGUGUAUGUGUAACCACCUGGGCACCAACCCAGCCACGUGCCCGUCAGUGGGUGACUGCCACUGUGAUCUCGGCAGCGGUCAGUGCCAGUGUCUACCGAAUGUGGUGGGUCAGCACUGUGACCAGUGUGCCCCUGACACCUGGAACAUGGCCAGCGAGACGGGCUGCGACGUCUGCGACUGUGACCCCAACCACUCAUUUGGGACGUCCUGCAAUGAGGUGGGUUCUCACACGACCACACCCUUCUUCUGUUGGGUCCUAAGGUCACAUUUCUAAUAUUUAUGCAUGUGUUUUGUCAACAGCUGAGUGGCCAGUGCUCCUGUAAGCCUGGCUUUGGU
This is a messenger RNA of Coregonus sp. 'balchen', 61471 nucleotides long. The record is from the annotation of a GenBank genome assembly. Lineage: Eukaryota; Metazoa; Chordata; Actinopteri; Salmoniformes; Salmonidae.